GGAAUUCAGAGGAAUCUUUAUUUGCAUCAGACACUAGCCAUAGCAAUAAAAUAAAAAACAACGUACUGAAAAUAGAGGUAAAAACUUAACUAUACAAAAUACAUUCUGGAGGUUUACAUCAAUAAUAAAAUAAUAGAUCAAAAUAAAAACAACCACCCAAUAACACCCCCCCCAAAUACCCCACAUUUUAAAAGGGCAUAGUAUGUCAAUCAAAUAAACCAAAGGCCUGGUUAAAAAAUGAACGUUUUUGCCUGGCACCUAAAGUUGUAUAAUGAAAGCUCCAGGAGAAUUUCCCUGGGGAAAGCAUACCACAGUGGGGAGCCAUUGCAGAGAAGGCCCGUUCUUGUGUUGCCAUCUUCUAGAUCUCUUGAGGAGGCACACGAAGAAGGGCCUCAGAAGAUAAUGUCAGGGUCUGGGUAGGUUCAUAUGGAAAGAGGUGGGCCUUGAGAUAUUGUGGUCCUGAGCCGUUUAAGGCUUUAUAGGUCAAAACCAGCACUUUGAACUGGGCCCCAAAACUCAAUGGUAGCCGAUAUGCUCAAACUGUCUUGCUCCAGCGAGCAACCUGGCUGCCAGAUUCUGCACUAGCUGAAGUUUCCAAAUCAUCUUCAGGGGCAGCCCUACAUAUAACGCAUUGCAGUAAUCUAACCUCGAGGUUAGCAGAGCAUAGUAUACUAACAGUAGUCAGGCUCUCCCUGUCCAGAUAGGGGACAUUAUCAUUGUGUUGCCUGAUAUCGUAGAGGGGCUGUCUGAUGAACUAAUGUGCUUUGCUGAAGCCCAGUGUGAAGAACUUGUGGCGGCGAUAAACCAAGAAAGCAAAAGCUUUGGAGCUGUGGUGCCUGAAGCUUCUUCUUCUUCUUCCUUUGGUGAUCACUUGUAGCCAAGCAAGAUUGUUUUCCAUGAACACGGUCUUAACGGUGUGUCCAUAAGUGGAGGCCAAUUCUGGAUGUUCUCCAAUUGGAGCGCUCGCAGGUGAGUGUUUCCCAAUUGCUGGUGUUUAUACUACAUUUUUAAAAAUUUACCUUGAUCUGUAAACCCUUUUUGUUGACCACCAACAUUAUGCUUUCCAUUCUUAAGUUCAGAAUAGAGUAGUUGCUCUAGAAGACGAUAAUCAGACAUCCGAACAACAUGACCAGUCCAACAAAGUUGACGUUGAAGAAUCAUUGCUUUGACACUGCUGAUACUUGCUUCUUCCGGUACCCUGGCAUUAGUUCACCUGUUUUCCCAAGCGAUACGUAAAUUUUUUUGGAGAAACCAUUGAUGCAAUCUUUCGAGGAGCUGGCGUUUAUAAGUGGUCCAAGCAUACAGUAAGCUUGGUAGCAUGAUAACUUUGUAAACAAGCAUUUUGGUUUCCCUGCGAACAUCCUUGUCCUUAAACACACUGUGCUUCUGCUGGACAAAACUGUGCUCACCGAUGCCGCAUUUUGGGAUCGGCCCUUGUGGAAAGGUAGAAGCAAUCAACACUUUCCAACGUUACACCGUCGUUGAGUUGGGUUUGUGGCACUGCAGAGGGCUUGUUGAUGCAGCUCUUUGGCUUUUGGGGGGAUGUCGAGGGACAGGCCCAGCUUUCCUAGGAAGCUUCUGCUGUUCCCCAAGUGGAGCGCUGGCAGAUUGUUUCCCCAUUGUGGGCGUUUAUAUGACAUUUUUUGAGAGAGUCUUUAAGCUUCUUUUGUUGGACAGCCGGCAUCACGGAGCUGGCCGUGCCUGGAGUUCUCGCAAAGCGCGCUGGGGGUCGGGCCCCCAUCGAUGUUCUUCCGCGCGGCCUCGGGAGGCUCCAGAACGAGGGGGCCUUUUACCGAAGGGCCGCCCGCGACGCCUCGCCGCCGCCUUGAAAGGGGGGGCCCUGUCGUUACUGCUGCUCCUUCACGAGGAGGCGAGGCCUGUGAGGAACUGGGCCUGAGGCGGCGAAGCGGGGGGGGGGGGAGGAGAGCGAAGCGGCCGGCCGGCCUUGGCGCGAGCGACUCCGCCGCUCCCCCCUCAGGCUUCUCCCCCGUCUGCCGCUUUGUUGUACUCGCCGCCUCAGCCUCGGGCGGGAAGGGAAGGGCAAGGCGGCUGCGCCUCCGCCUCCUGACGCUCAUGGCGACAGUGGGCACAUCCGGGCUUUUCUCCAUUCGGCGUCGUGAGGCGCGUCCAGCCCGACUCCAUUAGAGGCUCUCUCUCUUUCCCUUUCCCUCCCGCGCCGCCCCGUCCCCGGCGGCAGGGAAGGAGGGUUACCGCCGGGCUCUCGGGAGGGAUUCCCGGGGGUCAUGUCCAACCAAGGGGCGAGGAGGAACGGGCCCGUCAAGCUGCGACUGACAGGUGAGAGGAGCCGUUGCGCGCGGCGGGGCGGGCGGGCAGGCGGCGCGCACGCUUCGCUCCCCAUACACACGUUACGAGGAGGAGAGCGAGGCCCGAGGGGCCUCGUUUGCCUUGUGAGGUGGGGUAUGGGGGGGAAAGCGGGUCGGCUUUGGCAAUGGAAGGGCCACCCGAGAAGAAAGAGGCGUUGUGUGGGGGGAGAAGGGUGUUGCGAGGGGAAUAUAAUUCGCGUCUGUGGAGAAGCCGUUCGGAAGUUGUGGGACGCGGUGGGGGUGGGGAGAGAAAAGGGCCCCAGGUUUGGUGAGGAAAGGAGAGAGAAUUUCGCCGUUUGUUUUCAAAAAUAAUAAUAAGGGAAACGUGAGGUGUUUGUGUGUGUUUGUGUUUCAACCCACUGGCCGGGAGCCUCGAGGAGCGAGCUGCUUCCCCCACAGCCUUGUGUAUGUGAGACUCUCUCGAAAGCUUCCAGGCCUCGGGAGAAAAGUAAGCUCUUCACCCCACGCUCCCACCCCGCGAUCUCAGCUAUCGUGAGUGGGGGGUGAAGAGUUUGCCGAGGGGUGCGAGCUUCCAGGUGCAACGGUUGCUGCACACGGCGCCCUGAAGGGACGCAUCCUGCAAAGCGUCGGACUCUUCCGAUAAAGCCCGUCUGAAACUCCAGGGCUCGAGCAUCGUGAGAGGUUUUUCUUUCUCCAUCUCUCCAGCAUCUGGAUUGCUCAAUCGGUUCGUUAGGAUGUGAGGCCGCUUUGGGACGUGGGUUUAAGUGUAAGUUGUGAAGCGGGGGGAGGGUUAGAGAGAGUUUGAUCCUUUUCCUCUGGCAGCUUAAACUUGAAUGAGUCUCUGCCGCUUUGCGCCCUUGUUUUCGCCCUGCUGGAAAUCCACUUCCGCAAAGGAAGGUUGUGUAAGGUUGUGCCUUGAUGAGAUGGAGAGGGCAAAAGCACAAACAUUUUGGGUAUUUUAUUUCUUUCUAAUACUGGAUAUAUAUAUGUAUGUGUUUGGGUCUCUAAAGAAGUCUGGAGAUGGAAGGAAAGGCUUUUUGGAACAAGCUGGUUUGACUGGAAUGUGCAAUAGCUGUGGUUCUGUUUUGAUGCUUAUGCUACCAUAGCGCAGAGCAAAAACUUGCUUUUAAGUUUUGAAAAUCAUAUUUUUUCAAGUUUAUUAUUGUUACUAUUAUUUUUACAAAGUAAUAAAAAAAAGUGCCACCCCACCCCCGAGACCAUUCCAUCGUAACUAUCCAGCCUCCCAACAUGUCAACACCUAUUGCGAUGGUUUGACCUGUUUCCAUUUUAACAGUACAAAUUCUACGAAUACCUUCCAUAUCUCCUCAAAAUAAUUUCUCCUCGUAUUCUCUGUCUUAACCUUAAUAGCACAUCUUUGAAAAUCUUCAGAUGCCUUGAUUGGAAAAUGUUUUGAGGCAGUUGUCUUGGAGGACUCCUACUUCAGUUUCUAUUUCCACCUCACAUGUUAGGAUUUAGGAUUCAUAUCCAUGCUUGUUUGUUACAGUAAAAAAAGACUUUUUUUAAACAAAAAAGAUAUGUGCUUUUAAGCCAGUGUCUCAUCUACUAGAUGAGAGCCUUGGGCAAAUGAUGAUCGUGCUUUCUUUGUAUACCGAUUUUCAGGUAAACCUCGUGAAAUAGCUUACAUAAAAUAUUAAAACAGUAAGCAUGAAUUAAAACUAACAAAACACACAUAUGUAUGCCCUGGAUUAAUUUGAUGUGCAAGUUAGAUUGCAUCUCUCCUCAGAGCAAGAUUGUUUUCAGGUAGCACUAUGAUGGCUGUAAAUCAUUAUUAAAAGCAGACCUGUCCCCAGCCUGGCAGAGGUUGUUCUUACUAAUAGCUUUUAUUGUCAUCAACCAUUUUUGAAUGGUACCAUCUUGCAGUCUCUAUAAUCUUUUGUGCAUUUUACUAACAUACACAUUCUUGUUUGUGUGGCUCUAGUUCUAAUUCUGCAAGAACAUAAUUGGGAAAUUUCCAAAGUUGAUAUAUGCAUAUUUAUUGGGGGGAUGGGACUUGUGGCCCUGCACAUGUUGUUGGACUUCCACUCCCAUCAACCCCAGCCAGCAUAGCCCAGUCGUCAGGGGUGACGGGAGUUGUAGUCCAGCAUCAUUUGUUGUUGUUGUUUAGUCGUUUAGUCAUGUCCUACUCUUUGUGAUCCCAUGAACCAGAGCAUGCCAGGCACUCCUGUCUUCCACUGCCUCCCGCAGUUUGGUCAAACUCAUGUUAGUAGCUUCGAGAACACUGUCCAGCCAUCUCUUCCUCUGUCGUCCCCUUCUCCUUGUGCCCUCCAUCUUUCCCAACAUGAGGGUCUUUUCCAGGGAGUCUUCUCUUCUCAUGAGCCUCGGCUUCAGGAUCUGUCCUUCCAGUGAGCACUCAGGGCUGAUUUCCUUAAGAAUGGAGGGGUUUGAUCUUCUUGCAGUCCACGGGACUUUCAAGAGUCUCCUCCAGCACCAUAAUUCAGAAGCACCAAUUCUUCGGUGAUCAGCCUUCUUUGUGGUUCAUAUGAUGUCCAGCAAAUGCACUUUGUGGAGCGCAACAUUCUUGGUCUAAAAAUUGGCUGAAGGACUGUUUUGCAGCUGGUAUUGCCGCUGCUCUGGAGAAGGAACAGUGAAGUUCACCAAAGACGUGUUUUACAAUCUUUUUAAACCAACAAGUGGAUAGGUAGUCAUUACGUCUGUCCCUUCCCCUUGCACAUUUUCUAAUGCUCUCAGAUUUGUAAUUUUGGAACUAUAGAAGCUUGUCUCAGGGGAAGGAUUAAUUAGUAUUCAGAGUACAUUACACUACUUAAGUAUUAGAAAAAAAUUAUAGGUAAUUGUAAAAUUAUAGACAGCAAACAGACACCCUAUGACCUUUUAAAAUGUGUUUUUUUGGGGGGGUUAUUGGGUUGUUCAUUUUAUUUUGAUUAUAUAUUUUGUGGUUUUAUAUUUUGAUUUUGUUCUGUGAACUGCCCUGAGACCUCCAGGUAUUGGGCAGUAUAUAAAUUCAGUACAUAAAUAAAUAAAUAAAUGCAGACAAAAACCCUUGAUACUAUUAAGAUUAAAUAUUCUGUAUUUUGGCUAACUUUAAAUGUGCAUGUCAUGCAUCACAUUCUUUUUUGUAGGGAAGCUUUAAAUGCAUAAGGAAAGUUGCAAUAGAAAAAAUAUUGUUAAGUAUUUGAAAGUAAGUAAUAUUGAACUCAGUGGGACAUCUAAGUAAACAUGUAUAGGAGUGGCUGAAAGUGGUUUUCUUAGGGUUUGCUUUAGAAUAUCUAAAUCUCACCCAUUUUGGUAUGAAACAUACUUCAGGAACUUCUAAAUGCUAAAACUAUAUUGAGCUAAAGUUCUUCCUUGAGUGUGAUUAGAAGUAGUUUACUAUAAGACUGUUGACAUAUCUAGUUUCAGUGUUUUUAAAUUUUAUGAGGCUAGCAGUCUUCUGUUUUGGCUUCAACCUUUUUUUCUUGUCCCGGUUCAAUUCUGUAAGCAAUAUGUAGUAUUUAUUUAUUUCACAUUUAUUAUCUUGGUAUUUGAUAGUAUAGACUGUGAAAACUGGAUUGGAAAAACUGGAUUCAAUUAGCAGUUUUCAAGACGUAAACAUUAAAAGUUUUAGAUGGAAACAUUGUUUUGACUGACUGGAUAAAUGACAGGAUAGUGUUUGAUGUGAGGCCAGGAACUGAUUUGGAGCUAAUGCCCAACUUCUAUGUCCAUCUUGAGGAGCCAAAUAAAAUAUUUAGCCUAGGCCUGAUUUAGAAGAAAAGGUUGAUUCUUUUGAGGCUUUAAGAAUGUUCUGAGAAAUGUUUGGCAUACCUUUGCACUAAGUGUUUAACAGUUUAUUUAGAUCUCUGUUUUAUAACCACUGUAGAGACAUAACUUUGAAUUUUACUGGAUGUCCAGCUUAUUCAUAGUUCUUCUGUAUCUUUGUUCACUGUGUGUCUUAUUUACUUGUCAAAACAUCAGUGUGCAGUCUACAACAAGUUGCCAUGUGUUUGGCUACUGACAAUGCGCCGAUAUAUGAAAAUAACACUAAGAAUAUUAUUAGAAUGAGAAUAGGUUUCUGGUUGUGCACGGUAUUUCAAGCAGAUCUGAACUUGCACUUUUACUACUGUUGAUUUAUGGGGAUGGGUCACCAUCUGCCUUCUGUAACUGGAUGUUGAAAAUGGGCUAGCUGUUUGAGAAGGCUAUUUUCCCCCCUCCCCCCAAAAUUGACUACUGAAUUAAGUUGGAUAUCCAAAAUGCUAUGAAAAACUACGUUGUGUAUAAUGUAUUUUAGUUUUAAAACAGAGUUUUGCUUUGCUGCCUAUACUGAAACUGCAGCAUUCAGAAGUGUUUCAUUGCAGAUGAAAAGUAAGGCUGAAAUCCUAUUUAACUUGGUGGGAUUUACUUAUGCAUAAGAUUGUGCUGCAUGUAUCAUGAAAAUGCUCUAAAUUGAGAUAGCAGUAAUUAAAUGUUUGGGAUGGUAAUUGUAUUGAUAAAGUAUCAAUCUGGAUGAAAUGUGCUGGUUAGAUGUAUUGAUGCUUUAGGUUUACACAGGUAACUGUAAAUACUGUGGAUAUUUUCCUUUCAAUUCCAGUAUGAAUUCAUGGGUCCACAAGGAUGCUGACUCCUAACCUUAGCGGUGAAGUAUUUGUGCUUUUUAAAUAGAUGUGGUGCAUCAUUAAGGACAACAUUAGAACUAUUGGAUAGCCACUUAGUUAAUGAGACUGUGCUGCUGGUGGUGAAGCUUUAGUAUAAUCAUAUUAGAUUCGUAGUUCUCUUUUAAAGGCAACUGAAAGGGAUUUUUUUUUUUAUUGGGGAAGCAGAUGCCAUUGAGGAAUAUAUCCUAAUAAGGACUAUAUCACACAUACUUCCGUACUUUACGUGAGAAAUCCUGACUUUUUCCAUCUAGUAACAUGUAUGGACUAUAAUGUGAAUGCAGACUUGACAGCAAUUCCUGUGAUUCUGUUAGCUAGAGAAAGAGCAGUUUCAAAAGUAGGACAGUCAGGAUUGCUAAAGUGUAGAGUAAAAUGUCUUCUCUAAACCUUUUAGGUUCUUCUUCAUUACAUUAUUUAUAAACAACUAGUGUUUUCCCCCUUCUAUAACCUUGUCUCUACCAUUUGUAAUUUCAUAUCUUCUUUCUUUAAAAAAAACUAUAACAUUUCACUUUUCUCCCUCCAGGGACUUUAAAAAAACCCUUUAAGAAUGAUUUUCUAAUAUCAAACAUUACAAAAAAAAUACAAAAAAAUGAAGAAAUAGAAUAAAUAUAUACCAUGAGAAUAUUUUAACUCCAAAGGACUGGACCCCCAAAUCAGGAAAGAACUCACCCCCUCAAUCCAGACAGUAUAAGUAGAUAGAACAAGUGAUUAGAAAUUGAGGCAUAUAAGGACCUGAAAGAUUUGAUGGGAAAAUGAUGGCACGAACAUUAAAAUAAUGGAAGAAACAAUAUCAUACUUACUUAAAAUUAUUAUGCAUUCCAUGUCCUAGCAUAAUGAGAUGGUGGGUUUUCCUUUUCCUUUUACAAAUGUAAUAAAACUAUACCAAUCUUUAAUGCAUUUAUCUGAUUUUGAAGAGUCAUGUACUCUGAUUCCAUGAAUUAGUUUUUCCAUAUAUUCUAAAUAGCAUAGGUAAAUAGGUAAAGGUAAAUAGGUAAUAGGUAAAUACCAUACCUUAUGGUGCCACAAGGUUAAAGUAGUUCUCUUUAAAUCUUGCCAGUACUUAGUGAUUGUUAUAUGUUAUAUGCCAGUACUUAGUGAUUUCAUUUCCAUGAAAAGAGCUGCAAAAAAGGAGGGAAGGAACUAAGAAUCAAUGAAUACUAUGUAAAAUUCAGUCAUUCUCUUUUUCGGAGCUGUCAUUAUCAGUUUCGGCUUCUUCAUAUUUGUCAUCAUAUUUAUUAUGGAUUUGUUGCCCAGAUUGAAACAAGCUGUCUCUCAUGAGCUUAUAUCCCUAGGAGGUAUAUGAAAACAUAAAGCUUCUGAUUAACCCAAAGGCCUGAGACGAUCUCAAAAGAUUCCAGUUCCUUCUUAAAGGGGAUGUUGUCAAAGGGUCUGUAACCAAUAAGGCCAGGUCAUCUGCACACAGAUUUAAUAGGUGGGCUCAUUUUGUAAUACUAUUAUAGAAAAUAAUUUAACAAGAUUAGUAAGCUUUAUUGUACUUAGAAACAUCAAAUUUUCAAUAGCAAUUGAAAGGUACAGUGGUGCCCAGCAAGACGAAUGCCUCGCAAGACGGAAAACCCGCUAGACGAAAGGGUUUUCCGUUUUUGAGUUGCUUCGCAGGACGAAUUUCCCUAUGGGCUUGCUUCGCAAGACGAAAAUUUCUUGCGAGUCUUGAGAUUUUUUUUCCGCUUCCCCCUCCUUAUCUAAGCCGCUAAGCCUUUAAUAGCCUUUUAGCAGCUAAUCCGCUAAGCCGAUAAGCCUUUAAUAGCCGCUAAACCGCUAAUAGCGCUAAUCCGUUAAGCCGCUAAUAGGGUUGCUUCGCAAGACGAAAAAACCGCUAGACGAAGACACUCGCGGAACGGAUUAAUUUCGUCUUGCGAGGCACCACUGUACCCUCCUUUUUCCAAUUACAGUGGUAUCUCGGGUUACAUACGCUUCAGGUUACAUACGCUUCAGGUUACAGACUCCGCUAACCCAGAAAUAGUGCUUCAGGUUAAGAACUUUGCUUCAGGAUGAGAGCAGAAAUUGUGCUCCAGUGGCACAGCAGCAGCAGGAGGCCCCAUUAGCUAAAGUGGUGCUUCAGGUCAAGAACAGUUUCAGGUUAAGAACGGACCUCCGAGGUACCACUGUAUAACUAAUAGAUAUUAUAAUCACCAGGAAAUUAUGUUUCAUUUAUGUGACCAAAAAGAAUGUGCAAGGGAUCUACUGGGAGUUAAUAGCCUGUAAUGUCCCUGCUCCUGCCAACCUAGCAGUUCGAAAGCACGUCAAAGUGUGAGUAGAUAAAUAGGUACCGCUUUGGCGGGAAGGUAAACGGCGUUUCCGUGUGCUGCUCUGGUUCGCCAAAAGUGGCUUAGUCAUGCUGGCCACAUGACCUGGAAGCUGUCUGCGGACAAACGCCGGCUCCCUUGGCCAAUAAAGUUAAAUGAGAGCCACAACCCCAGAGUCGUCUGCGACUGGACCUAACGGUCAGCGGUCCCUUUAUCUUAAUGUAUUCUAUAUGAUCCACAACUGAUUUCCAAAAUGCAUUUCUUUUAGGACAAACCCAAUAUAUAUUGAGAGUGGCUAACUUAUUGCAUUCAGAUGUUGUUAGACUACAGCUUCCAUACUCUCCAACCAUUUGCCAACUAAAUGUUGCUGUUUGUUUUCUAUACUUUAUAUCCCUUUCUUCUGUUAGAGCAGGAAUGAGGAAUCUGUGGCCGUCCAGAUGCUUGAUUCCAUCUGUCCCAGCCAUCCUGGCCAAUGGUCAGGGAUGACGAAAGCUGUAGUCCAACAACACCUGGAGGAUCAUAGCUUAGCCAGUCUUGUAAUAUAUAUUGAUGAGAUCUGCUCUGUCUGCUUGGCAGUGCCAACAAGUGUCCUUUGUUCCUGGGUAUUUUCUACUUGGUUUCAGUGGUGUUAGAUACCAUCUAUAAAAGCUUUUAUGGGAACUUUCCUUAAGGUAGGCUUGCCAUAUUUCAAACAGUGAAAAUACACAGAAAAGUUGUUGAGCUUCUUUUGGCAAAGUUGUUGAGCAGUUUUUUUAGGUAUUUUUAUGGAAAGUCACCAAAAACGGCACUGCUGAUAUGGGCUGCCAUACAUCCGGAUUUUCCCAGACAUUUUAAUGAUUUCUGCCCGGACACUACUGACGACUGCAGAAUUCCAGAUAUGUCCAGGAAAUCCCAGACAUAUAGCAACCUUACUUAAGGUUCAUGCUUGAAGUCAUUUGUGGGAAUUUUAUAUACCAUUCCAGCUGCGUAGAGAAGUACUUAUCUGUAGAUCUCUCUCCAAUUUAACUUCAUAGGGAUUUGGGUGCAGGUGUGACUCAAAUAACAUUUUAUAUAGUUUACAAUAAAAUUCUCAAAAUUCAUUUAUGUAGGGGGCAGUAUUAGCCAUGGCUGAUGUUAAUUUAGCCCUAUGACUCAGCAUAGUUGAGGUUGGCAAGGGAGGGAAGAAUUUUCAUGUUCAUGCGGAGAGCAGCUAGCUGGUAUGAUACCAGGGAAGACAGGAAAUGUUUCCUCAGGAACUUCUGUUCCUAUACCAGAUUGGUUUUUGUUUUUGUUCACUGCUUAAGCGCUUUCUUGCAAUCAAGUGGUAUAUAAAUUUUGUAAAAUAAAAUAAAAUGCUAAGCCAGUGUUUGUGUCCCAUUUCUGCUCCUUUCUCACUGAACCUGCAACUGAAAAAACCCUUCCUUCCUUUGGAAUCUUUGCCACCCUCUCCUUUCUAUAUAUUUUACUGUCAUGAAUUGAGGAUAUCUCAGGGUGGAUUGGUUUAAACUGGUGAUUGAAAUCAUGAUUUAAAUUACCCUGGAAAAAAGAGAGAUGCUUAAAUCAGCAAUUUAAGUCAACUUUCUGAUUUUGAAAAUCAUAAAACAACUGCAACUUGCUAGUUCCUGGCCACCAGUAUAAACCCAAUUUAUAAAUAAAUUUAUAAAUAAAAAACUAGCAUACUAUGGCUUGUGUUUGUUCAUCAAAUCAGGAUUAUAGAUCAGGAUUCCUGACAUUACAUCUGAACCAAGCUUAUAUUCUUUACAUUAAAAUGCUAUACUUGGAUUAAACUGAUGCAGGUUAUGGUGUGAGUAAGUCCCUAAAGCAGCACUGUGUGUGGUAUCUUUCUGCAAACUUGUGGACACAAAUUGUAGUGCUGGUUUCGUCCUCUAGUGCCAUAUAUGAGCCCAGUACAUCUGAGAUUGUUGCCAAAAGUCUUAUUGCUGAGGGUCUUAUUUAUAUUCCAAGCAAGGAAAACAAAGGCCCUUGAGAGGGGUAAGACCUCACUAGCUCUCCUAUGCCUGUGAAGUUUGCUCAUCUUUGCAUAACUCUUAGAAGUGUUGUCUUUAAAAAUUUUUCUUUUAACUGGCUGUUGGUGGCUGAGGUUUUAACAAUUGUUAUGCACAUUCAUGUGUUUGUUUUCAGAAAUAGGACAUGGUAGAAAACAUGGCAACUAAAAUCUUGUUUCCUACAGCAAAAAAUGUGUGUGUGCGAAACAGUGUAGGAGUAUUUCUAAGAUGUGAGAUGCUUUUAGCAGGUGUUUGCUUUCUGGAGAAGUGGAAGAGUAAAAAAGACUUUGGAUGGAAGAACAGGACUGGCUGAAAAUAUGUGCAACCGUGCCAAGGUGUUUGUGGACACAAUUUAACUGUAUAAGAAAUGUGGCAGACUGCCAUUGAGAAUUACAGGCUUGUGUCAGAUGCCCCAUAUCCCCCAUAGUUUCCUUGUGUCCUGACACCAUUACAUUUGUUUGCUGUCUUGCUCCACAGGAGUGUGGGUAAUUCAAAGUGUAAUGGUCAUCUACAGUUAUGCAGUCUUAAAUCAUUUCUGAAGUUAAAGUGACAUGUGACAUUUGUGGGAAAGCUAGGGAUAAGUAACUCAUGAAUAAAUAUUGAUAAUGAAUUAAACCUCUCCUUCUCCCAUCCACAUUUUCUGUGAUUUUAGAAUGAUUGAGUUUUGAUAUUAAGUGUUUUAGUUAAAUAGAUAUGUACCCAGUUGUUCAGAAUGACAUAAUCUCCUCUCCCCCUUUGUACAAUGUGAGUUGAUGUAAACCAGUAGAUCACAGUGCUAAUGAUUGACUAAGCUGACUGAACAUAGUAUAUUUCUUUAUUUGCUGUAUGUGUAUAAUAUAGAGAGAGCAAUAAUUUAUGGAUAACACAUAGAGUAUGGUUCAGGAAUUAUCCUUAAUUGUGCUAAGUGGGUCCAAAAUGCUGGGGAAUGUCUCCUGGUUCUUAAGGAGGAAAAAGCAGGUUUCUGAAUACACUGCUGAUCUCAGCUGAUUGCUGUAGUUGCAUUCCAUUUUGUAUAGUUGUUAAAACAUCUGUGCUUGUUGUAAAAAGCACAAGUCGCCACAGUGAAUAUAGUAAGACUGCCACAGUCUUUCAAACAGAAUGAAAAUGGUUACUAAACAACUUAUACUGUCUAGAAAGUAGCAAAAGUGACUUCAGACUUACUUUUGUGUCUGUUAAUGUGCAGUAACUACAAAGUUAAUAGUAGUUUCCUUUGCCUUAGCUCUCUAAUUUCCUGUCCACCAGUAUCAGUUGCUAUAAGCAGCCACUUCUUUUAUUUUGAACAAUAUUAUGUAAUACUGUAUGUAUGAUUUUCCUCCUUCCAUUUUAUUUUGGUCUUGGAAUAAAAGCUAGAAGCACCUUUUAUCAGUGCCUAAAGUGCCUUUAAUCAACUGCAGUUGGUAUGACAGCUACAACGCUUCCUGGACUGGGAAAGCUUGGCCACAGUAGUUCAUGCAUUUGAUUCUUCAAGACUGGUUCACUGCAGUGUACUCUAUGUAGGACUUCCCUUGUGCUUGAUCUGAAAGCUGCUGUCAGGGCAGAAUCCUGGAGCACGUUUGCUGAUAGUAGUGAGAUCUUUUUAGAAUAGAACAUCUGUGCUCAGAGACUUAUACUGGUUCCUGAUUUGCUACUGGACCAAGUUCAAGGUGUGACUAUUAGUAUAUAAAACCCUUAACGGCUUGGGACUAGUUUACCUUUGAGGUCGCCUUCCCCCAUAUGUACCCUCUUGACUGUUUCAAUCUGUGGAACUGGCACUGUUACAAGGUGCCACAUAAUAUUCAUUCCACAUUUGCAAUAAAUCAGUGUUUUAGUGUGACAACACCUAGACUUCGGAACUCCCUGUCUAUUGACAUCAGUUUAAACAAACCUACUCAGGUAUGUAGAAUGCUAAUGUGUGUUUUAAUCUAUUUUUAGUUUGUCACCGAUUAUAGUUUAUUAUUUUAUUACUUUCUAAAACGUAUAUGAACAAUAAAACACAAUUUAGCCUGCAGCAUAUGAAACAUAACUGGAUUUCAUAAAGUUUACAUUAGAGUUACAAAAAUAGAAGUCCAGAUUUGAUACAAUGUGUCAGUGUCAAAGUCUGUCUGGAGGUGAAUGACUGUAUCCUCAAAGUAUUUCACUGAAUGAUUACAGUCAUUCUUUGGGGGUACCAGAGGAUUAUCUGCCAUUACUGGCCAUUUUGUGAUACAAUAGGAGGUAAAUUGUUUCAGUGCUUAAAAUAUUUGGGGGCAUUGCUGAAAUUGUUUCUGUGAAUAACCCUAAAAAUGUACCAUAUUUACACGGAUCUAAUGCACAAUUGAAUCUAAUGCACGCAUCAAUUUUCAAAACCUUGAAACCAAAAAAGUAUUUGCUGGUGAAUGUAAAUGUGCCAUCAAAUCUAACACAUGCCCUAAUUUUUGUGAAGUAGUUUGGCCAAAAGGUGCACAUUACAUUCAAGUAAAUACGGUAAUUUAAUUUCAAGAGAAUCAAGUUAUUGGUUGGCUUCCAUGGUUUUCUCAGUUGUCUGUGUUUCAAUUCUUAAUAGAAAAAUGCCUUUAUUAUUAUUUUUAUAACAAGCUGUUUUUUUAUUUCCUUCAGUCUUGCAUUGCCUUACAUUAUUAACUUGAAAACACUUUACAGAGUGCCAUAAAGAAGGAACAAUUAUUUUUCUGCUUUCCAGUGAUGUAUUAGAUUAUUUGUGUGCAGAUAGCAGAUACCAACAUUCUUUAUGGAAUAGAAAUGUAGUAUUGAAUACAACCCUUUUUUUUCUUUUAAAAGUUUUAUCAGAUCAGCUGCUUCCUGUGCAAAUAGAUUUUAAACUUCACAGCUCUUUUGUGAAAUAAAUAUUAAUUGAGUUACGUUUCUAAUUAUUUGAAUCAAAAUGUGUAAGCCUAUCACAGUCCUUCGCUGUUAUGCACGUAUAAUCCUGUGGGAAAGAGGUGCACAGUUGUGGUUAUUGGUUUUUACUAAGGACAUCAGCUACAUCACCAAAGGUGUAUAAUUCUCACACUUAGUUCUCAACAUUCUCGAUGGGAAGUUCCCCCAGAAAUUACAUCAAAAGGAGUUUAUGUGAGCAUCAUUACAGUGAGAUUGCAUGUCAGUAUGUGUUUGUAAUUAAUCUAUAUAAUUUGUUAAAGUUUUGCUUAUAUGACAGGAAAAAGGGUAAAAACAUUGCCACUUUAUAUUAACAGUAAGAAUCAUCUAUCAAUCCUGUCUUAAAUGUAUAAAUUAAUACAAGAAGCCCAUACGUUCAGAUAGGUAUCUAAACAUGAUUGUAAGCCAGUGAGAGCUUCAGGCCACAGAUUAAUGGAUGGUGAUUUUUAAUCCUUUCAGCCUUGCCAGCAUAAGGACUCACAGGAUCCACUUUUGUUGUCCAUUUGUUAGUGUCCAUGCCAUAGGAAUAUAAUUUAAGAGUGUCAAUAUCUACCAAUAUCAAGGACUUCUCCAAAAUAAAAUUAAUAUGAACAAUAUUUUCUGACUUGAAAUUGAACGACAGGGUGGAGGACGAGUCCACAUUAUAUGCCUAUUUGUGCCCCACACUCAAAUUUCUCCUAAUAACUAGCAAUGCUAAAUCUGGAUAUCAAUGCAUUAACUCUACAUUUAAUUUCUAAACUGAAUCAGUGAUCCAUUUUUAACAUAAUGAAUAACCACGAUGUACCAUUAAACACACCAGCCUCUGUGAACCCCAGUGAAGCCUGAGACUCAAGUGCUCCCUCAUCCCUUCUAUUACUGCAUGGAUACAAAUAAGAAUAAACCACAAUUCAGUUUCAUUUUCCAUAAUUCCUCAAGUAUAUUAAACCAGUUUUGGAAGCAUAAUUCAAAGCCUGCUUUUUUGCAACUGAAGUUUGUUGGAGCUCACAGAAGCUUGUGCACAGAACCCUAAACAGUGGUUGAUUCCUAUGUGUGAACAAGGCUAAUUGAUUUUACCAGACAGAGUUAAAGGAGCCUUUUCUAUGUAAACGAAGAACCAGUUUGUUCAGUUCUCAUCUAUGAAUAUUUACCCUCUACUUAUGUAUUUUGUUUUCACCUCAUAAAAAUGUAGUCUUCCCAGUAACUAUCAGGUAUUGUUUCAACAUAUCAGUCAUGGACAUUUCUUUUUUGCUUGCUGCUUUGGAUUUGUGGUAGCAGGGUAAAAGAGAAGCACUGGAAAGAAGACAAUAGCAUUGUUCAGCAUACAGAUUCCUGUAUUCUCAUAUUUGAUCUCUCAAACUGUCAUGGGCGCUGUAUCAGAAUAUUAAAAAAACCCCUAUGUAUUGCAUUCAAUGCUUCAUGAAUAGAUUUCUGCUCACACAAUAGGACUUCCCUUCUCCUGCAGCCUCCCCACCCCCCAUAGGGUACCCAACAAGCCUUUUCCACUCAUACAGUGGUAGCAUUGGAUACAACCCAGUUCCUUCAUAGGUAGAAUGUGCAAAAUGAAUGGAGUACAACAAAGAGAUGCACGGUUGCUUGUAAGAAUAAAAUUAUGUAAGUGAUACUCAACUUAAUUGUAACUUAACAUGGUUUAGUAGCCAGAUUUGCACCAUCAUUGAGGAAAUAUAUGAAGUGGAAAAUCUAUUUUACAUCAGCACUUUUCUUGAAGAUUUGAACCACCAUUAUUUAAAUUGAUCCACUCUGUGUGUGGAGGACUCUGUGGAUUGGUGUGGAGAUUGUGCAGGUCAAAAAGCCGUUGGUGGGAGCCUCUGAUAGACCUCAAUCCCCUUCCACAAUGAACCCUUCCAUAUGUACAAGGGACCCUCUGGGUACAACCAAGAGCGAUAAGGCUAAAUUGUUUCUUAUUCUAGAUUUCAAUAUUUUUAGGCAGUUGGGACAGAGGUAGAGGGUGACUUGGAGGCUUUCAGGAAGAUGUCUAGACAAGCUUUGCUAAUAAAAAUGGGCAUUUCAUUGUAGAACGAUACCCUUUAAAGUUGUUACCUUGAGCCUGAUGUGGUGAUGCAAAAAAUGAAUUUUGGUACUGCUUUGGCCUUACAUGUUUUCUCCCUCCCAAAGUUGGGCUGAAUCCAAAUGUUCCCUUCCUACAACAGAGGAAGAAAUGUACUAAUCAAAAUGCAUUGUUAAGGCAUUUAAGGGUAUUCAUUAUUGGAGAUGCAAAAAUAUAACUUGUGUUUCCAGCUUUCAAGACUAGCCAUUUCAUCAGUUAUCCUAGUGCACUUGCAUGGUAUGAAUCAAGGUUCACAUUUCCAUAUGUGUAUUUGAGUUUAAUCACAGCAAUAGCUAUCAUUGCUUCUAAGUAGCUGGUUUAUCCAAGGCCCUUAAGGUACAAUGAUGAGCCCUCUAAAAGUAUCCAGAUUGGAGUUAGGUCAGUAACACAGAAACAGGUUUACUUUUGUGAAACAGACGCUAAUGACUUGUAAAACCUAAGUGUUGCUACAUGUUGGUUCUCUUUAAAGUAUGACUUUGUAGAUUUAACUUAGUUAUGUUUAAACAGAUGGGCUGCCAAAUUCCUUCAGUCUGUACAGAGUGUAAUUUUUUAAUGCUCUUUCUCCUCGCCUCUCCUACUCUCUAAGCUUCUGUCCACACACACAAAAAUAAAGAUGAACUAUUCAGCUGACAAGAAUAACCCUAAGAAACUUUGAUUUUACACUUUUCUGUAUAGCGCCGCCUUCAGAAUUAGUGUCUUAAAUCAGAUACAGUCAAUAAAUUAUUUUUUUUCUGUUGGGGAAAAGCUGUGAUUUAUUCAAAUUUUUCAGACUAAGGAAAACUAGAGUACAAUAUUUGGAAAAUGGCGAACUAGGAUUAUUCUAAAGUGCUUCUGUCACUUUAGCAGAAAGGGAUGAGUAAUGAUGUCUGAUAAAACAGCACAAGGUCUGGUCUGUCAAUUGGCAGUAGGAGUUUUUACAUAAAACCAGGUAUACAGAAGUAGUUAACCUAUAACAAGGAUACAGGAAAAGCCUCACAAGUCAGCCAUGUAGGCAGAAAGGAUGCCAAAUGGGAAAUGAUUCACCGUCUCCGAAUGGGAUGAGCAAUGAGCAGAAACAGUUUAAAUUUCAGACUUUGGGCUGGAUUCAACUAACUGGUCCUGCUAGCGGAAGUUUGCAUAAGAACUUCCGCUAUUGCAGUGGGGUUUCCCCUGUCUCCUCUCCAUGGGCGCCCCCCAAAUUGGCUGGGGGAGGGGUCAGGAGAACCUCCAAAACUGCAUGCGAGGGGUGGAGAGGGGAGAUCUAUCAGGCAAGCAGAAAUGCUUGUAUUUCCCAAGCAUUCGGCUUACUUCUAUGUUGAAUUUCUACCUUAUCAUUUAGUGCAUUACUAACCAAAUACAGUGGUACCUCCGGUUGCGGAUGGGAUCUGUUCUGGAGGUCCGGUUGGAUCCUGAGGUUUCUGCAACCUGUGGACCGCUUCUGCGCAUGCAUUCUUUUUUGGAAGUCAUUCCGCUAGUAUAUUGAAUUCCUCCCCCUCUGCGCAAUGGGACUUAUUCACAGGAAGGUGUGCUUAGUAUUAUACCAUUAAAUCUUCCGGAUCUAGGAGAUGCCAUGUUCAGAUAACUGAUGGGCAAAUCAGGGGUAACAUGUCUUUUGCUGCUGCUGUGCCCAGCAGACCAGCUGACUGCAGCCAGGCAGGUGGAGAUGCUAGGUGUCAAGUGUGGCGAUGGACAUCUCCAUCCGGUUACAAAAGGCCAGUUGCAAAAUGCGCCUGGCUCCUGGCUAAUUUCGAACACUUACUAGGAAAUUGUUCUUCACAAUGUCGGAAUCAGGCCUUUAGUUGUUGUGGCACCCACCCUUCGGAAUUUAAUCCCUUUGAAUAUUAGGCAUUUAUGUUGUCUUUUGGGCACCUGCUGAAGACCUUCCCUUCCAACAAGCCUUUUAAGUUGUGGUCUUUCCCAGUCUGCAUAUGCGUUAUAAUUAUUUUAAAUAAUUUUUUAAAUUGUUUGUUAACCUUGGGCUUGUUGGAAGGAAGGGUGGGAGACAAAUUUAAUAAAUAAGUUAGCAUUUUAUUUGAUUUGCAGCUGGUCAUGGCACAAGGAAAUGAACACUCACUCAUACUCAGGAAGUUCAAUUAUAGAAUCAUAGACUUGGGGAGUUCUUUCUAAGUGUCUGAUUAUGUAGUUACAAAUCCAUAUGGCAGGUUGAUUUUUGUGGGAAGGCAUCUACAGUUAUGUUGAACACAGAAAAUAUCAGACACGUGUUAUAGACACACUCAGUGAGGAAAAUGACAACAUCCUUAGCUAAUCUCAGACCUCUCACAUUAUUAGAAAUAAUCUCAUAUCUACAUACAUCAGGGUGUCUAGAUGAUGUGCAUUUAUCAUGUUGCUUUAGUUGCUAUAUUCCUAUAAUUUAAAAGUUCUGUCAAAAGGUUUUCUCCAGUAAUGUAUAGUAAAGCAAAAUGUAUAAUAUAUCCUUGUACUCUGAGGUUCUUUGCUUCAGGAAGAGGCAAACAAAUAAGUGGGAAGGCACAAUAAUGUCUUACUGUGUCUUUGCUUCGCUUCUAGAAGAGAGAAAGGAGGAGAAAAUAGGGGUCUGCUGCUUUCAGUAGCAGUCAUGUGGCUUCUACAUUCUUUUUUCCUCCCUUAGAGUAGUUACUAAGAUCACAAACAUGAAAAUGGAACACUGAAGGUAGUGGAUUUUUGUCUUUUGUGGAAUUGAAGGAGGAAGAGGAAGGGAAUCUGCAAAAUUAUAAACUUUGUUUUUUCUUAAAGAAAAGAGAACCUUGAUCUUGGCAGGGAAAUGGGAGGAAACUUUCCUAUUCCUGAAGAGUUUAUCUGUAAAUGUAAAUAUACACUGGUUAAUAUUUAAGCCAUUUACCUUUUCACACAAGCUCUGUGAAUCCAUGCUAUGUAUUGCAAAGAGAGCAUAGUUUCUAGAACUACUGCAGGUAGUCUCUUAAGCUUCUGUACCACUAUUAUAAAUAUUUCAGUAAAAUGUCAUUAGUUGUACCCAGUAACAACUAGAUUGCUAGGAUUUCUUGUGUCUUUCUAUUCAGGAUCCAGCAUAACCCGUCCAAAUCUUAUUGUCAAAAAACUUUCUUUUUAAACUGUAUAUUAGAGUGUGCUUAAAAAAAAAGGGGUGUAAUCUUUCUUCUGGUUUUAAAACGUAACCCAUGAGCAAGUCUUAGAGUGACAUUCGAUGUUAGUCGCCCUUGGAGUAGACCCACUAAGUAACAAGUCCAUAAAUUUGAAUAGGCCAAUUUUGAGUAUGACUUAGUUGGAUAUUACCCUGAGAGUUGAAGGUAUCUCUUGGGUCAUAUAAAACAUGAAUAGUAUUUGAAUUUUUGAAAGUCACUUCCAUGCUAAUCCUGGGAGGUAGCUAUGUAAUAUUGUAAAUAAGUUUUGAGAAACAAAAAUGCAAAACAGUACAAUUCAGUCCUGAUUUCUGAGGGAGAUGCAAAAAGAUAAAAUUCCUAAAACUCUUGUGUGAAUGGGUCAUCCCAAUACGAGGCAGCACUGAAAUUCUUUCUUAAAAGAAUACAUUGGACCCUCCGGAUACAAACUUAAUUCGUUCCGGUGGUCCGUCCACAACCUGAAAAGUCUGUAUCCAGAAGCGCUGCUUCUGCUCACAUGCGCAACGUGAUAGAGCGUUUCUGCAUGCACACACGGUGUGAAACCUGGAAGUAUAUACUUCCAGGUUUGCCACGUUCACAACCCAAAGUUUACAUAUCCGGAGGGAUACAUAAGUAGAGGUAUGACUGUAUAAUGGAGUCUAGAUUUAUUCAUUUCUACAUUUAUUUUCCAUUAAGGGGACAGAACGUUGUCUGUUUCAUACACUUUCCUUACCAUUAUCCCAAAGAUGCUGUCUUUUAGAUCUUAAAACAUCCUUUGAAUGACUACAAGCAACCUCAUUGUUCAGUGUAAUAUGAGAACCACUGUAUUAUAUUCAGAAUUUAAGGAAUAGCACUGACAGCUAUGGGUGCCCACUUCUGCAAAGGAUGGUAAAUACCAGCUGCGAUGCCCUAUUGUCCAGAAGGUGUAAAAUUGCUCUCAACUUAAUUUUAAAAGUGAAUUUGUUUAAGUAUCCUGCGUUGUUACCAUAAUGCCCCCUAAGUAGCCUAUAAAUAAUAGUUCCAUCAAUACUUAAAAUUUCAAAAAUGUUAAAACUGCUUUAAAAAAAUUACAAAGCGUAGUGGAGCAAGAAAAGAAGUAAAAAAUUGAGUUCAGUCAACUACUCCGAAGCACUUGGGCAUAUGCAACCAUAUAUUUCUGAUAGUGAACUAAUUGUUCAGAAGGAACCUGAUUUGGAGAGAAAGUUCCAUAAACAGGGUGCUGCCACUGAGAUGACCCUGUCCUUUCUGGGCACCCCCUAAUGUCUCUCCUCACUCAGUAGUUGUCUUUUUUUGUAUAUAUUUUUUAUAUUUGCCACACUUUCUCUACUGAAAACUGAGGAAUCAAACAGUAAGUUUCAAAAUAACGUAAGUAUCAUGGCACUUUCAAUGUUGUUUCUCUAGAAGAAAGAAGAAAUGUGUAAUGAAGAGGCCAAUCUAUCAGUUUCAAAAGCAAUAUUGUUGAUUGCUAUUUUGCUCCCAAAAGGCUGUUGCCUCCAAGUAUAGUAGUUAGCUAGUUCAAAUUCCCGCGACAGGGUGAGCUCCCAUUGUUCUGUCCCAGCUCCUGCCAACCUAGCAGUUUGAAAGCAUGCUAUUGCAGGUAGAGAAAUAGGUACUGCUGCGGCGGGAAGGUAAACGGCAUUUCCAUGCGCUCUGGCUUCUGUUACAGUGUUCUGUUGUGCCACAAGCAGUUUAGUCCUGCUGGCCACAUGACCCAGAAAGCUGUCUGCGGACAAAUGCCAGCUCCCUCGGCCUGAAAGCGAGAUGAGCACCACAACCCCAUAGUCCACUUUGACUGGACUUAACUGUUCAGGGGUCCUUUACCUUACCUUACCUUACCUAGUUAGCUAGUUGUCUAGUUUCCUUUAAGGAACGGAAAGGCUGAGACUAUUUAAAUAAAGUUUACCAAUGGAGAUUGAAUAUUAUCUACACAAAAGGUAAGCAAUUUCAUUUGCUUAGGCAAUUGGAGUUCAGUGUUCAUUCUGAAAGAUGCAUUUUGUUGCCUUAGCUUAUAGUUGUGAUGGUUUUAGUAAGUGUCUUCUGAUUAAAUAAAAUAAACAUAAUCCAAUUUAAACAGUGCGCGUAAGGUUGAAUGGGAGCUAGCGUGAGCAACACAACUCAUCGCUUGUUCAAACACAUGGGUAGUUUGACAGAUACUAUGUAUCUCACACUGCAGUUUUCCAAGAACCUAGAAGUUGUUGUUUAGUCGUUUAGUCGUGUCCGACUCUUCGUGACCCCAUGGACCAGAGCACUCCUGUCUUCCACUGCCUCCCGCAGUUUGGUCAGACUCAUCUUUGUAGCUUCGAGAACACUGUCCAACCAUCUUGUCCUCUGUCGUCCCCUUCUCUUUGUGCCCUCCAUCUUUCCCAGCAUCAGGGUCUUUUCAGGGAGUCUUCUCUUCUCAUGAGGUGGCCAAAGUAUUGGAGCCUCAGCUUCAGGAUCUGUCCUUCCAGUGAGCACUCAGGGCUGAUUUCCUUAAGAAUGGAUACGUUUGAUCUUCUUGCAGUCCAUGGGACUCUCAAGAGUCUCCUCCAGCACCCAGAAGUAGCAAUUAGUAAUUUCUAGACGGGGGUCCUCAAACUUUUUGAACAGCAGGCCAGUUCACUGUCCCUCAGACACUGUUGGGGGCCAGACUAUAGUUUGAAAAAAAUAUGAACAAAUAUUUAACUCACCUGCUUUUGAAGGUUUGUGGCCUUCCCAUUCCCCAGCCUUAUAGCAAAAACGCAGGGAGGCUUUGCUACAGCUGGCUGGAAGCAUGUCCCAUCUUUAGCUGGCACUGAAUCCUUGAGAUGCCCGUCUCUCCCUGGAGCCUUCCUGCAGAGGAGGAAGUUCGCCUCCCCACGUGAGUGGUUGUGUGCUGCUUUCUGGCGGGUGAGCGAUUUUUGGCAACCCCCCCCCCAACAAUCAAGCGGCCAAUGCCGAAAAUCGGUCAUCCGCUGAAACGAAGCGCGAGCCCAAGAUUGUAAGCGGCGAUUAGCUGCUUGAUUGUUGGGGGGGGGAUGCUGAAAUCGCUCACCCACCUAAACACAGCACACAACCACUGGCGGUGGGCAUGAGGAGGAGGAGUCCAAGAGCGACCCUGCCAGGCGGCGCCCUAUUGGUUGGCGCCAAAGCCCGUCAAACGCGUUGUGGUGCUCGGAUUGGCUCUUUCCAUGUUAAACAGCGGCAGGUUCUGCAAUGGCCGGGCAGGCUGGGUUCAAGACCCUGGUGGGUUAGAUCUGGCCUGCGGACCGUACUUUGAGGACCCCUAGACCUCAUGUAGUGCCUGCUCAUGUUGCUUGAUAGGCAAAUAUUCAGAAAGAUUGCUUUGAUAUACUGGGAUUUUGAAUCUUUCAGCAGGCAUGAUGUAGUCAUUUACACUAAACAGCAACAAGCAGUGGAAAUUUCCUCUGUUUGCUGAAUAUCCUAGAUUUUUUAAAUGCUAAAUAGGGGUUGACCUUACCUGGGAUGUUGCUUGUGCCUUUCCCCCCUGCUAGUCAAAAGUGCCAGCAAAUUGUGCACAGGGGGAGUGAACUCUGGAGUGCGAAACCAACAACAAUGGCAUCAAAUACUUGUGAAAUCCUGUUCAUAUGAGGUACUCUUUGGUUUCAGGGUUUAAACACUUUACAGAGUUGCCAUUGGUGGGGAAGCAGGCAUCUGAAAGAACUUUUAGAGACAAAGACUUUAUUUCUCAAGUUUUUAUAGAAGGUGCUUUCAAGUUUAAUUUCCAGUGUUCUUUUUGACAACUGUAUUAAAUUAGCGAGCAGAACUAGUGCAAAAAUGACAUGAAUUCAUCAUUGAUCGCAUUGAAGAAAUAUGAAUGUAUUAUGUCUCUGGGAAUUCAGUGUGCAUGUUUUCUUUUUUCUUUUAAUUUUGGCUUAGAAAGUAGAAAAUGGGAGGAGGAGUGGAAAAGGAAGCCUUUUGUUUACUUCAAAACAAUACUGUGAAGUAGACAUGAUGUUUAAAACAGGAGUCUAAACAUGGCAAAUGUAGGCAGACUGUGUCCACAAGUUACUCAGGAAUCCUAAGUGCAGAUUGCUGGAGUCUGAUAUUUCUUAAGGAAAUUCAGAUUUACUUUUAAGAGGAAAUUUACCCCAGAAUUUUAUCACUGAAUUAGAAGACUGGCAUUGUUCAUAUGCGUCUAUAAAAAUACUGUAAUUUAACUGAAAUUUGCUUGAAAGCUCUUCCGUCUUCCUCCCCUUUUUGGUGUCCUAUGCAAAGUUUAAAAUAUUUAUUUUUUAAAAAAAUUAUAAGCUUAAUAAUAUACUUAAAAACACUCCAUUAUCAAGUGGUCACUGUUACACUUUGCAGUACCUUAGUAAUAUCAUUUGAUUUAGGUGCUGGAAUGCUAUAAUAUUCAGAAAACAAUUCUGAUUUAUUUAGGCCUGGAUUUUUUAAAAAGUUACAAUAUGCUCUUGUAGUUAGGCAGUUCUGUGUAACUGCAAGUCACAUUUUAUUUCGUAUGAGAUGAGCGCCGCAACCCCAGAGUCGGUCACGACUGGACCUAAUGGUCAGGGGUCCCUUUACCUUUACCUAUGCACACUUGUGUAAGAACUUAAAGUACAAAUAGAAAUCUAAUUAGAUUAUUUAAAACUAGUCUAUGUUUGGUAAUUUCAAAUAUUCCUAGAAAUUGCUGCCCCUGACCUUGCCUAUGUCCCACCAUUUCGUCCAGAUACAUAGAUAGCAACACUUGUCUCAGCAGGCUGGCUUCAUGGCAGUGCCCUACUGUGCCAACAGCUCCUGAAAUCCCACUCAGAUUUAUGUUUGGAGCAUAAUCCAGCCAGAGGAAAGAUUUAAGCAGAUGCUUAACUCUUUCACCUAAGCAUCAGUGCUAACUAAGACUAGCUGGUAGCCUACAAACUUUACUAUAGUUCCUAUAAGGAAGUUUAAUGUUUAGUGCAUUGUUGUAGUAUCCAUACUGUCAACUUUUCCCUUUUCUUGUGAGGAAUCCUAUACAGAAUAAGGGAAUUUCCCUUUAAAAAAGGGAAAAGUUGGCAGCUAUGGCAGUAUGAUUAGUUAAGAAUAACAUGCUUUUAACACACAAUUACAAAUAUGGUAGUUGGGUGCAUAUGCUUUGUAGUUCCACAUUAAAUUAGCUCUUUUAGAGAUGAGAUGACUAGGCUGUAUUGCAGGAUGCAAGAUCUUGUACUCAGGACCGGUUAAAUACCCAUUGACAAUCCAAGGAGAUGGAGAUAUGCAUGAAAGUGUAUCUUUUGACUUGGUUUUCCAAAGAACAACACUAUACCACACAAGCUGUUUUUCCAACUCCCCUGACUUUGAACAGUGGUUUGCCUUGUGGCAUGUAAUGCCUUGGUGCUUGGGAGUUUCACUGAUAGUGGAUUUGCUGUGUUUCUAUAUCAUGAGUUAGAAGAUAGGUUAGAGGAUGUUUACUCUGACACAGUAGGAGGUAUUUUCAAAAUUAUGCUUCUUACAUUUUUAGGAAUAUCCCGUAUUUAAAUUAGAGCAAUCGUGGGAGGAAUAUUAUAAACUGGCAGAAAUGAAUCUGAUACAAAAAAAGUCCCUAAGUAAUUGAAAAGUGAUUUGAAUCUAGUAAACUUAAUAGCGCUUUUUCACCUGCCCCUUCUGGAGGCAGCUCCAGCACCCAUGGAAAAGGUCUCCUAGGGGGUUGAGAGACCCUCUAGAGCAGUGGGGGCAAACCUAUGGCACGCCGCGUGCCAGAGGGGGCACUCUCUGUGGACGCGUGCGCCGUCGCCCCAGCACAGAGCCUUCAGAAGGCGAGGGCAGCUCGUUGAGUCCUCAGCUCAACUUGUGUCCGAGUAGAAGUGCCUCGGGUGGGGUGUUGGGGAUGUGUGUGUGCAAAAUGGAGCCACAACCUUCAGGGUGUGCAUUUUCCCUUGGGGAGCCACCACUGAGGGUGGGGAGGGCGCAGCGCUGUGCACGUGCUCAGAAGCGCGCUGCCACAUUGGUGGGCUGCUGAAAGUUCCGAUCACCCGUCUUCCUCCGCCUCCUGCUGUGAGGGUGAAGCUUUACACCAGGGGUCAGCAAACUUUUUCAGCAGGGGGCCGGUCCACUGUUCCUCAGACCUUGUGAGGGGCUGGACUAUAUUUUGAAAAGAAAAAAGAACGAAUUCCUAUGCCCCACAAAUAACCCAGAGAUGCAUUUUAAAUAAAAGGACACAUUCUACUCAUGUAAAAACACGCUGAUUCCAGGACUGUCCACGGGCCGGAUUUAGAAGGCGAUUGGGCCGGAUCCGGCCCCUGGGACUUAAUUUGCCUACCCAUGCUUCACACACCCUCCACCCGGGGCCAGUGGGAGUGGAGUCAGAAGUGGAGUGGAGGCUUUGCGCUCCCCAGCUCAGCUGCGUGAUCCCACUCCUACUUGCGUGCAAGCAAGAGCAGGGUGGGGAUCUCUCAGCUGGGAAGUACUAAGCCUCCACUUCUGAGAGAUCCCUGCCUCUACUCCUGCUUGCACACAAGUAGGAGCUGGAGCGGGCAGCUCAGCUGAGGAGUGCCUGGCUGCUUUCAGGUGGUGCAGGGGCUCUCAGAUGCAGCUUCUGGGCUGCCUUCACCUUUCCCAACCUCAGGCUAGGGGGGCGGCCGGCGGCGGCGAAUCCCUUGUCUGCUCGCUUGCUGCCCCAGCCCAACCUUUGCUCACUCAGCGCCGGGGCCUCUGGAGCUGGAGGAGGGGGUGCUUGCUUUUGUGGCUGUGGCGGCAGAGGGACCCAACGCUGGAGGGCGGCAGGUGCCUGCUCACUUGUCGCCCGGCCCGCCUUCCCUCACUCUGAAAACGGAAGUUAUACUCAGAACAGAGCAUGUUCCACUUCCGUAAAAAGUUGGGAAACCGAAACACUCGUUUCCGGGUGUAAAGUGUUUGGAUUCCAAAUAGUUCGAGAACUAUGCUGUUCAAAAACCGAGGUACCACUGUAUUGCUCCACUCUCUCGCCACAUGGAUACACCAACCUUUCCUUCUAAACUAAAACCUUAGUACAGUGGAAGCUCUACUUAUGGAUGUAAUCAGUUCCAGAGGUCCGUCUGUAAGUCGAUCCGGGUUGCUGGUAGAAGCACCGUUGUGCGCAGGCGCAUUUGGUGGCAGCAUGCUUCUGCGUGUGCGCGAAUCACAGCAAACCCGGUACAGUGGUACCUCGGGUUACAGAUGCUCUGGGUUACAGUCGCUUCAGGUUACAAACUCCACUAAUCAGGAAGUGAUUGUUCCAGGUUAAAAACUUUGCCCCAGGAUAAGAACGGAAAUUGUGUGCCAGCGGCGCAGCAGCAGCAGCAAGAGGCCCCAUUAGUGAAAGCGCGCCUCAGGUUAAGAACCGUUUCAGGUUAAGAACGGACCUCUGGAACGAAUUAAGUUCUUAACCCGCGGUACCACUGUAUUUACUUCUUGGUUUGCCGCGGUCGCAACUUGGAUCGGGCCCAAGUAGAGGCGGUCGUAAGUAGAGAUUCUACUGUAUUUAGGUUAAAUUGCCGUGUUGGCACUUUGCAAUAAAUAAAUGGGGUUUGGGUUGCAGUUUGGGCACUCGGUCUCUAAAAGGUUCGCCAUCACUGCUCUAGAGACUCUGUGAUGUUACAUAGUGGAUGUAGCAGGAAAGGAGACUUGGUAUAAAGUGGAGAACCCUCCCUUGAGCUGUCAUUUCAUUGGAUUCAAGCCAUUACGUGAAGGGUGGGGAGCUGUUGCAGUUGGUAGACGGAACAUUUCUCAACAAAUUUAAUUCACUUUUGCCACAUGUUUUCUAGAAAGGAGAAUAUUAAUGGCUAAAGUUUUAUUGUCAAGUGUUUCCAGCUAGCUACAAUUCCCUUUAGAAAGCUUGGUUCAUAUCAUCUCUGGAAUUGUGAUGUGCUCUGGAAGGCAAAUCACAGAAAAAAUGUAAGUGGCUGUGUAGCUUGCCAGCAGUUCAGCAAAAACAUAGGAAUUUGGUUAGAAGUACUGAAAAAAAGCCUAGGGUAUUCUCUAUGCUCUCUUCUGAAGUUUUUCUUCUUCUAAGAAACCUCUUCUAUAAAGCCUGGUAAAAUGUCGCAAACAUUUAAACAUGUAUUAUCAACGUGUUUAAAUUGCCAGUGUUGCUCUUAGGUUUCAGAAGCAUAUUUUGAAAUAGAGAGUUUCCUAUUUUUUUCUCUCUUUUCUCUCCAGUGCACCCCCACCCCCUGCCCAAGUAGCUUCAUUCCAAUCAGCAGUGUAAUUGGAAUGCAACCACAGUCUGGAGGAGGAAAGGAAAUUUUUGGCAAGAGGCAGCAGAGCAGUUGGGAGAUUUAUUCAGAUUAAAGCAUAGUCUAUUCAUUAUCAGCGCAGCGCACAUUAACAGCAGUGUAGCAUUGUGUUUCUACAGCUGGGACCUAUUUUUAAUUAUUAUAUUCCUUGCAUAAUGCAUGCAAAACAGCUGGGAACCAAUCAGCAAAAGCCAUGGUAAUGACUUUCAGUGAAAGAUUAUUUUGGAUAGCCUAGGGAUUUCCCACCCACCCCCCUCAAGCUUGUGGUGCAGAACUUGCCCUUUUUUGUCUUGUCCUCUUUCUUACCAAUUUUAAAAUGCAUCCUUUGAGAAGCAAGAAUAAUGUUGUAUUAUUGAAUCUUUUGUUUUAUUUUGGUGGAGCUAAUGAUCGACUUCACAAAGAUUCAGUUGUUUUCCUGCAGUGUUGACAUCAGAAAACUAGAGGAUUAGAAAACAAAUUUAUCUUUGGACCAAGUUAUUUUUUUCUGCUGUAAUGUUGCUGUUUGCCAGCAUGAAAUUUGUUACUUUCAGACAUUAGUAAUAACAAUAAUGUAACAGUUCAUAGAUCAGCCUUAUGUUUCAACAGUGGAUAAGACUUAAUGACUGUCUUUGAUUUUUUUGUUUUAAAAUGGUGUAAAAUUAUAAAAAUGAAAACAGGAUUAUAAACAUUUGUUCUAUGUUAAUUGAUGUUAAGCAUGUUAAUUGUAUGGAGUGUUGACACUAAAGACAUUUUAAUUUAAGGUCUUCUAAGUUAUUUAUGGUAUAUGGGCCUUUAAAAAUUCCAAGUGCUCGGUUGCCCAGGUCUCUAAAACCAUGAUGCUGGUGCCUGCAUAUGUAAACAUUUUCUCAGUUUGUUCCUAGAAAUUGGAUAUAUUUCUCCAGACAUAUUAUUGAUUUCAUUUCAGGGUUUUUUUGUGCAGUGUUUUAGCAUGGAAACUUUAGUAAGCGCUGCAUAAGAAAAUCUACAAGAAAAAGUAUAAUUUUAAUAAUGUUAGUUGCAUUCCAUUUUUAAUGAAAAGAAGCUGUCACUCAAACUAUCCCCAGAAAAGUGCUUCUCAUUCAAUUAAAUGUUCACCAAAAUAUUUUUGCUUGGAUUAUUUCUGCUUCUGCAGACUUUUAGUUUUGAAAAAUAUUCAAUGUCAAGUAAGCUGUUUGCCUGAGGCAAGUUGCAGUUACCCUGGGUGGAAAACAGUAAAUUCAUGUAGGCAGUCAUCAUCUGAGCUUGGCCUUGAGGCUUAACUGUGUUUGUUUGUUUUUAACUUUGAACAAACCACACCUGUAAGCUAUGGGUUUUUUGUUUAUAAACUCUUGUUAAAUUUAACUGUGUUGUUGUGUUAGGAGUGAGUCUGGUCCUUGUGUUGUUCUAAGGGGGAAGGCAUCGUGUGUCACCUCGGAAAGCAGAUGAGUGCAUGCAUUUGCUUGUGGCAUGUGGAUUGGGCAAGUAGGGUGACUGUCUCCUGAACAAUUAUUUGCAAGGAUUGAAUUAAACAGAGUGUAGGGUAGACUCAACAGUGUACCUAACAAAUUCCAAAUUCUCAGUGGGAACGCAACUAUUUAAAUCCAGAUACAUGGGUUCCUUAAAAUUGCAACCCCUCCCUCCCUUUUCCUUCUUUAAUGGCAUUGUACUUUCUGCCUCCAGCGAUAUAAUAUUUGUUCAGAUUGAUUGUUCAGCAUGUUGUUUAUAGUCAGUAAGAACAGCAGUUUCAAAAAUGGUUCCGCCUCUAUCGACUUUUCUCUCUCUACUACCUGCCCCCUGAUUUUGUGGUGUUUUGCAAGAAAGGAACAUGCAGAACUACACCUGCAACAAAUGUUGCUUAGAGAGAGCUUCUGUGCCCCGCCCCCAAAUAAACUAAAGCUUUACUUGAUUAUAGUAAAAAGGCUCAUUUACUCGUUUUUUUGUUCUGGUGCCCUUCUACAACUGGGAACAAAAGAUAAUAGUAAUGUUGGUUUCUGGCAAUUAAUAAUGAGUUCUCUUGCUUCCUCCAGUGUCUCAAAAAGGCACCUACAUUAAAAUUGUUUGGAGUGUACAGUUCAAAUGUUUGACAGCUCUAGCAUUUAUGAAUUUCCUUUUGAAAAGUUUGAUUGUAGGAUUCCUGGUUUGGAGGCAAGGGAAGACAAUGGCACUCAUUUUUUAAAGGCAAAUGAUUUUUUAAAAAUUUCUAAGGACCUUAAAAAAUAUUGGGUACCUUCCCAUUAAUCUGGAGACACCGUAAAUUGCCAUAGCUGUAGACAGAAUGUUGGGUAAUGUGGACAUGUGUUCUUUAAAAGUCAAGUUGGGUGGAGUUUUCGUUUAGUCCUUGAGCAUGAACCAGAAACAGAAUGCCAUAUUUAGGAUCCCAAAGGAAUUUUCCUUGGGUCAAAUUAAGGAGAAUGUGAUUGCCUUCAGUGUGUAGUGUAUGCCCUUGUUUGAUUACGUCAUCUGCAGUUCUGCUGGUAUCUUUCUGUGGAACACCUACUCUGCUUGUGACAUACUUAAGGUUAGGAUUGUAUAGACCCGGCUUGCCAUAGAGGUUUAGACCUUGUACUCCUUACAUGUUGUCACUUUAUAAUAUGAACCAAUCUCCAAAGAAAGUUCUGUUAAAAUAUAGGGAUUGGAUUCAGAGACUCUCUGCAUGGAGUUCUGCUCACAGGAUGUUUCUGCCACGUGUUUCUUCCCUCCCCACACCCCAAUUAUGAACAAAAUGUGUGAAAUUGCAAUGUAUACUUGUCAGGAUUGUAGUAAAUGUUUGGAAUUAAUAUGCAUAUUUGGAAUGAAUAAGCAAUAUCUGUUCAGACUAGCAAGAAUGAAAAUAUUUAUUUGAGUGUGGGCGAGAUGCUCUAAAAAUACUGUUCCCUCUAAAUGACUAGGAGAGGCUCCUAACACUACCAGAUAAUUUCUCUUCGCUGUAAGAUGCAAAUGAAAUUGUCGUUCAUUGCCCACAACUCAAGGGGUAUAACAUUUUGUGUGUGUGUGUUCAGAUCACUAUGUUCCAUGCACACAGUUGGCGGGACAUAGCCCAUUGGACAGUGUUGUUUUCUCCCCUUUCUUGACUCUUCAUUGUUGACACACAACCCUCUCUCAACACUUUGAAGUGGGUCCUUGUUACCACCAUUUUAGCAUUGUGGGUGUAUGUUUGUUUUUACGAGUUUCAAAUUGGUGCACAUGCACUGUUCUUAAUUUUGUGUGUGUAUUCCACCACAGUGCAAUUGCACAGCUCUGAGAACUGGAUGUUUUUACAAACCGUUUGUGGCAGAGGGCAAGAGGAUUACAGUCUUACUUUCCAAUAAACAUUAUUGCAUUCAGACUUCAGGUCCUGAGUUUUUCUAGUAAGUUUCACCACCCAACUAGGAAACUUGCCCACUUGUUUUUUCUAGUCAGUUUCACAACACUGUUCGUUAAUAUUGUUAUUCCACUCUUACUAUAGUCUAAAAAAGAAAGGACAGGGAAGCAAGCAGUGCUGUGGGAGUUGAGGACAGCUCAUACCAAGAGAAGAAGCAAUCAAUUAAACUUUUUGAGAGCUGAGAUCCAUAAGCAAAACAUUGUAAAGGAGCCAAAAAAGCAAAGCUCUUUAGGGAAAGGACUUUCAGUAAAAGAAGCGAAAUGGUUCUACAACUGGUUGAUGGCAAGAAACCUGAUGGCAAUAAAUAAAGGAAGGGCCUCACCAACACGUCAUCCAAUUUCCCCAGGGACCACUUCUCUCACCUUACCUCAGUUGUACAUUUUUCUGUUUGCACCUGGAGAGAGAUUGCUAUGUUGCUCUUUCCCUCCAUAAUGGAUUUUUCUGUGGUAAGAAAAAAGAUGCAGCAGUGGGAAAAUACAAGUUUUGUACAAAUGGAUCAUAACAACUUGCUCCCUUUGGUGUAAUUAAAAGAAACAAACCAUAGCAAUUGGACAAUAAGCAUAUUGUCUGGAAGCACUCUAUGAAAACAAUGACUGCAACCAUAACUGAGGUCAAAGCCCUGGUCAUUUUAAUGGAAUGAUGCAAGUGUGUGGAGAAAUGGGGCAUGCGUUUGAGGAAGAAUAAGAAAGAAGACAAAAAUACAUUUCAGAUGUGUUAAUAUAUUAGUUCUAUAUCUUCUUCUUUCUUCUUUCUUUGGUGAUCACUUGUAGCCAAGUAAGAUUGUCUUCCAUGAACACAGUCUUAAUGGUGUGUCCAUAGGUGGCUGUGGAUUCCAAUUCUGGAUCCACAUGUCUUUGCACAGUGGGGUCAUAGGUUUCUGGGCAGGAGUUGAUCAUGGUGAGGGUUUUGCCAAAUGUGCCUUCCUCUUUGCUUGUUUCUGCCUUUCAUCCUGAGUUUGAGUGUCUUCAGAGACCAUUACACCUUUGGUAAAGGCUGUUCUCCAAUUGGAGCGCUCGCAGGCCAGUGUUUCACAGUUGUCGUUGUCAUUUUUUAAGAUUUGCCUUGAAGAGAGUCUUUAAACCUCUUUUGUUGACCAUCAGCAUUACGCUUUCCAUUUUUAAGUUCAGUAUAGCAUAGUUGCUUUGGAAGACAAUAAUCAGGCAUCCAAACAACAUGACCAGUCCUGCGAAGUUGAUGUUGAAGAAUCAUUGCUUCGACACUGGUGAUUUUUGCUUCUUCCAGUACACUGGCAUUAGUUCACCUGUCUUCCCAAAUGAUAUGUAAAUUUUUUGGGAGACACCGUUGAUGGAAUCUUUAGAGGAGUUGGAGAUGGCGUUUAUAAGUGGUCUGUGUUCCACAAGCAUACAGUAAGGUUGGUAGUACAAUAAUUUUGUAAACAAGCAUUUUGGUUUCCCUGUGAAUGUCCCAGUCCUCAAACACUCUAAACUUCAGUCAGGAGAAAGCUGUACUUGCAGAGCUCAGGCAGUGCUGGAUUUUGGCAUCUUUGUGGAAAGAUAGCUGCCUAGGUAGGAGAAGUGAUCAAUAUUUUCCAACAUUACACCAUUAAAUUAGAUUCGUGGCAUUGCAGACGGGUUGUUUUGUGCUUGUUGGUGCAGCACUUUGGUUUUUUGGAUGUUGAGCAAUAGACCAAGCCUUUUGUAAGCUUCUGCGAAGAUAUUUAGGAUGGCUUGGAGGUCAUCCUCUGAGUGUGCGCACACUACGUUUUCAUCAGCAUAUUGAAGCUCUGUGGUGGAAGUUAUGGUCACCUUACUCUUUGCUUUCAGCCUACUCAAGUUAAAGAGCUUUCCAUCUGUUUGAUAUAUGAUUUCUACCCCAGUGGGGAAUCUCCCUUCGACAAUGUGUAGGAUCCUGGCAAUGAAAAUAAUAGAGUUGGGGCGAUAACACAUCCCUGUUUAACACCUGAUCCCACUGUGAAUGGUUCUAUAUACUGGUACAUCUUCACAGAUCAUGGUUUUCUAUUAUGCAAAUGAGUUCAGAUUUGUGGUGUUAAAUUGCCUGGCUUGCUGGCUUAACACUAGUAUGUCCUGUGUACUAAGGAAAUAGUGUUUGCUAUAAAAUAAACAACUGGUGAACUUUUCUCCAAGUCACAAUCAUUCAACCUUCUCCCCCAAUUGUCAUUGCCAUUAUACAUAGCCCUCUACCCAGUAGCAUAAGCAAAAAGACAAUUGUCUCUCUGAGGAUCUUCAUUUACAUUUCAUAAAGGGAAAAGCAAGAGAGGAGUGUGGUGUUAGUAGAAAGGAAUGAAAAUGAGGACGUGAGUUGGGGUUGAUCCCUAGUCCUUAACUCAAAUUUUAUUUUAGCUGAAGUCUUCAAGGGAAAGGUAACUUUUGAGAAGGGAUUUGAAGAAAGAACUAUUCAAGGAGUGUAGCAGUGAGUUUCAGCAGAAUAGAUAGCGUCAUCUAAGUGGGCAGGAGACACUGAAUUGUCUAGAGGGUGGUAAAGUUGCAGGGACAAUAAUUAUAGGCAAGAGCAUAAUUGGAAAUGAGGAUAGAGAGACCAAUACUGGUUAAGGCUCUAGAUAACUAUGAAUGUACAGACAAUACAUUUUUGCUGGAUCUGGAAGGGGAAGAGAAACUGAUGUCAAGAUUUGGGAAAGACGAUCACAUGAUCUGAUCAGCAGAAGUUAGUUAUUUUGUUAAUAGAGUCUGUUUUCGGGUGUGGAGAUAAAAGAUCAGGGACAAGAAGGUUGCAGUAGUCAAGAUAGCAGAUAUUUGAAGUAUGAAGUAGAUUUUUAGCUAAGAAGAGGGCGAUGGAGUAACAUAGUUCAGGUAAUAUGCACAGAGAAGCAAUAGGACUUGGUAGUCGAUUGAAUACUGAGAGCAAAGGAAAGGGAGAAAUCAAAGAUAAAGCCUGGGUUUCAUGCUUGGUCAGCAAAAUGGAUGGUGACAAUAUCAGUUGAUACGGGGAACAGUUGAAGAAAUUACUUGGCACAGUUGAGUCUUGGAUGCAUAGAAUUUGAGACAAUGGUAAUAUCCAAUCAGAAAUGUUGGAAAUCCUUCUAGGAUUUGGUCAGGCUAUAUAAAGCAUAUUCUGAAUUGAAAUGUUCUGUUUAGGCAUUGAUAGACCUAUCCUCUGUGAGUUUAUCUGGUCCCCUUUUAAAGCCAUCUGAAUCAGUGACCAUCAAUAUAUCUUUUGAGCAUGAAUUCCAUAACACAAAUGGAACACUAUAAUAAUAAGUAGAAGCUUUUAUUUUCAGGAGGUCUUGGCAUGUGGGUGUCUUUAGAAAGUCUGUCUUCAAACAUAAGUCAUUUUUGGACAGAUAGUGACAUUUAGUACUAAUUUGUUAGCUUCCACUGAUGAAAAUUGAACCACAACUACAAUAUAUACAAGAUAUACGCAAUACAUGUUAGGAGAUUAUAUGUAGAUAAACUAUUUGUAUUCCAUCUGGUGUGCUCUGUGUUUUGAUUCUCAAAUGAAAACUGGGGAUUUUUAAAAGAUUUUUUUAAAAAAAACACAGUUUGUUUAAUUCAAGAGAUUCAGAAUAUGCAGGCCAUAUUUACAUGUGGGUGGGACCAACCACCUGACAAUCACCUGACAUCAUAGGAUACCAGGGGAUUCAAAGUUCAGUCUGGAAGCAGGGAGAGGCUUAUUUCCAAUCUUAGCACUGUAGUUCCACAAUAUGGAUUAACACCAGGUGUUUUCAGACUGUUACUGUCUGCUCUUUAUUAUUUAAGAUUGCACCUAAAAAUCUGAUAAAAUCUGAUAAAAAGUCUGAUAAAAUCCUAUGAACAUUUCUAAUAAAUCAUAUACAGAUGUGGGCCUGGUUUGCAUGUCACAUUAAAAAACCACAGAAAUGAACCACAAGCCUAGGUUUGGAUGUCCCAACAAGCCAGACUUUGGCUUCUUUUUGGUGGCAUGGCAGUGGUAGGAACAGGGAAGCGGCAGAGUGAGAACUCUUUGCAUUCACAUUUAAGUCAUAGUUUAUAAAUGUGGUUUAACGUGAUGUUUAGCAAUACAGUACAUGUGAUUGUGUUGCUGUUCUUUUGUAAAUGCUUUGUAGAUAAAUCUAAACGUGUUUCAUAAUGUGUUUUGUUUUUCUUACAGUUCUGUGUGCAAAAAACUUGGUGAAAAAAGAUUUUUUCCGUAAGUAAAUGUUUAUGUAUUUGUCUCCGAAUUCUGUUACACAAGGUUUGAAUGUCUCUUUGCCUUGGCUACCAUGUGGUAAUCAGCCAGCUAAGUCAGAGAGCACUAAUGUGAUUUUAAAUGCAUGGCCACAAUUUUUGUGGGAAUCUAAGGUUCAAGGCAAUGAUCCAAAGGGCUAUGCAUGUUUAUUGCACAAACAAUGCACACAGUUGGGUUUUUUUUGUAGUAUUGCCUUUUUAGAAGCUGUUAUCUCAAAACAUGAAAAGAACUCAGAAAGAAAGGUGGAAAUUGUUAGGAGAGGAGCUGAACAGGGGGACAGCAGACUAGUGUGAAAAAUGCUUUCAUUCAGGCUUCCCUUUAGUAAAUGUGGUGUGAGAUCAUGUAACAAGCCUUGGUUCUAGCUGUAGUCUCUUGUGUACUAUGUAAUAUUUAUAAAUUUGUAAAUUGUUAUAUACAUUACUUAGUCUGUGGUUACAUAAUCAGAUGUAUUGAUUUUGGAACUAUUGAAAGAGUCUUCCCAUUCUUUGAAGUAUUUUAGUGAGAACAUUUGUAAAGAACCACUUUUCUUCUAGUAUUUGGGAUCAUGGCCUACUGUGUCUUGAGGCACCUAUGCCACGAGUCCAAGCAAGCAAACUCUGAAUGGCAUGUGAGUUGUAAUAAAUAAGUAAAUAGAAAGGCCAGGCUUAUGGACUGCCUUAUGGAUUUUAUUGUAGAAAAAGCACCAGGGGGUCUCUCUUUUUCCUUUUUUUUCAAUGUUACAUUUGGCAACAAUGCUGAAAGGUUUGAUGCCUUCAAGAAGAGAGAUGACCGAGUAUAGAAGCAAGCUGAAAGGCCUCUAAGUUUCUUAAAAUUCCUUGGAUAAUGUAAGAAUACUAGUACUGUUCAGUGAAAAAGAGAUAACUUGGAAGAAUCAAAAUAUGUUAUAAAAAGCCAAUAUUUGGCAGCCAUUCAUGAUUAAGAUGUCCUAAUUUAAUUAUACUCCCACCCUAUUAUGUAUUUUUCCUCCCUUCUGACAGGGCUUCCUGAUCCAUUUGCUAAAGUGGUGGUUGACGGAUCUGGCCAGUGCCAUUCUACAGAUACUGUGAAGAAUACCCUUGAUCCAAAGUGGAAUCAGCAUUAUGACUUGUAGGUGUUGAUAGGAGUGAUCACAAUAUAGCUAGAAUUUGAGCUGGGCAUUGAUGGAUAGACUAGAAAUGUAUAGCAUUAGGUAGCCCCUGAUACUUUAUCUGUGAGUUGGUAAAUGUUUAUUAGCUUUUAAAAGCUUUAAAAGCACAGAAACUAGCUAGUUCUUUUGUGGUGCUUUUACAUCUGUAGCUAUUAAAGUGCUUAAUGGACACGGUGAGUAUAUUUAUUCUUCUGACAAUUGAUGAACACAGGCAUGGGAUGAACAGCUGUGCUACCAUACAUACACAUGAACGUGCACACACCUCUUUCUGGUCUCUCAGUUUAUUUGUGCAGUAAGUUACUGGCAUAAAAUUAGUUAGGCUUUUAUUGUAAUAUUUUCUUUCAUACAUACGUAAAAUAUUCUGCAUCUGCUUGCAUUAUAGCCCAAGAAGGCUCAAGAUCCUAGAAACAGGAUUGCAGAGUUGGAAGGGACCAUGACGGUCCCAACCGGCUACAAUGCAGGAAUCUUUUUGCCCAGUGUGGGCCUCGAACCCACAACCUUGAGAUUAAGAAUCUCAUGCUUUACCAACUGAGCUGAACAGAAGGAAAAUUGGUGAGGGAAAUGCUAGACUGUAUUGUGCAGCACACAGGGGAAUGCGAGGUCCAGGAGCAGCGAACAGACUGAGGCCAGUAGUGAGUUAAACAUGCCACAACUUUAUCAGUUACAACAUAUCAGAACUUUUAAUGCAUAGGGCAAAACUCCUCCUGUCGGACAACCUGCCCACUGGCAGAUGUUACUUCCGCAGCCUGCCUUCAGGGGAAAGAGCCGCUGGGCACAUAGAACCUCGACCCACUGCAAUGCAGUCUGCUCUGGUUGGCCCCAUCUACAACAUGAAUGUGUGGCAGCCUACCUCAGCCCUCUGUUGGCACAAAUCUAUAUCCCAGAAGUGGACUGUAUAAGUCUCUCUCCAGUCUGCUCCUCAGGCCUCCUGUCAGACAGGUAGCCAAAGCCUCUGAUUAGCCCCGACUGGGGUCAGGGGUCUGUCUGGUUGUCCCCUUAUCUGCCUUGGUAGCUGAUUCUGUAGAGCAUAAUACUCUUAAUCUUAGGGUCAUGAGUUCAAGCCUCAUGUUGGGCAAAAGAUUCCUGCAUUGCAGGGAGUUGGACGAGAUGACCUUUUUGUUCCCUUCGGACUCUACAUUUCUAUGAUUCUCCAUUUUCUCUGCAGACAGCAUAAAUGAGGCUAGCUGUGGCAAUGGCGUUGUCCAGGAAGUUCUGCGGUUUAUACUUAAAUAGUUGCAGCAGAGGGGCAAAUGUUGCAGUUCUGUAUUAGCCUGGGUUUGUGAUUCCCUAGAGUCACGAGGCUUUAGUACAAGGUGACCCAACUUUUCAUACCAAUUGGGCCACAAGAGUACCUUGAUACUGAACACACGGGCCGCACACUGCCUUGCCAUCCAGUGGGAGGUGAUGAAGUCAAAAUUUGACACACCCACCCUCCCCUCUUGCUGCCUUCCUAAAGUGGGCUGAGCAAUGCACCGGGCUUUUUGAAGGAGGCCCUAGGGCUGGGGCGGGGGGCAACAGAUGUUACUGAGGGCCUCAGGGCUGCAUGUUGGACCACCCUGGUUUACUAAGUGCUUGGGUCCCCAGCUCAAAUGUUUGUAUGUUGACAAAUGUAUGUUAACAGCAUACAUUGCUACGUCAGGACAAAAGUCCUGGGAGUAAGUCUGGUUGGAUCUAAUGGGCUUACUUCUGAGCAACCAUGCAUAGGACUUUGCUGAUGAUCUUUGCUUUUAAGUAACCUUACAGUAAUUAAGGAUGUUGAUGGAGAAAGGAUGCAAAACCCCCCACCAAAAAACCCCAUGUCAUUUAAAUGUAUUUAUUUCAACAUAACUUGACCUUCUGAUGAGCUUCAGCUGUUUCAGACUACAACUCCCAUCAGCUGUGCACUGGAUAGAGUUGAUGGGAGUUGUAGUAUAAAAAUCAAAUCAAAUCUGGUGGGCAGCAGGUUGCAGAAGGCUCACGUAACUCUUGUAAGUUCCCAACUCUUUGUGGAGAAUAUAUAUUCAGUAUUUCUUUUCAUUCACAGAAGGCUAAAAAAAUAACAUAGUACAGAUAAUAUGUAGUUUUCUGCCAAACAUUGGCGAUUAACCCAGAAGUCUGUGAUUAUCUGCUGUACUAUCCAUUUCAUACAGUAGAUUCUGAAAGUAUAAUAAUGUUUACCCUAACAACACACUGUUGCAUGGGAAUGCUGGUCUCUGACCUAUGACACAUUCAUUGUUAUAGGAAAUAACUUGCUUGGCAGUCAGUGAACAUUUCCCCCCUUAUGGAUACUGAAACUAUGGCUGUGUACACAGUACACAUUUAAAGCACAUUACUUUCCCUAAAGAAUCGUGGGAACUGUAGUUUGCCCCCCGAGUUAUAAUUCACAGCGCCCUCAACAAACUACAGUUCCCAGGAUUCUUUAGGGAAAGUAAUGUGCUUUAAAUGUGUGGUGUGUACACAGCCUAAGUGUGAAAUGGAUUUGUUGUGAUGUGAAACAAUGUUUAAAUUGUGUUUCAUGUACUUGGAUUUCUGUAAACUCUUUUAAAUUAUAUUUUGGCAUUACAAGAGGCAUGAAAUUAAUGUAAUAUCUAACUAAGGUUUUGAUGAGAGGGAACGGAAAUAAAAAGAUGAUAGAAUUAGUUCAGACUAGUUAGUGGAAAAAUCUAGGACCUCUUCCAGAAUUAUGUCCUCUUUUAUGUCAUCAACUUGAAUGUCAACAAAAUGUUGCCCAUUUUUGUUAAGCACUCCUCUAAUGCAAUCUUCUUAUUUCCCAUUUAUUGUAUGUUUUAUAGCUUUUCCAGUGCUUAAAGAAUGGCAUGCCUCUGUAGAAUUUUCAAAAAAACAAGCAUGACAUUGGUUAGAUCAAUUUGAUGUUGUAAAUGGAGAUGUCAAGGCAAUAAAAAGCUUUUGUCAGAGAGGAUUAAAAAUCAGUUUCUGUUGGUUUCUUGCUCUCUACUGUAGAUAGAAAUAUUGUCUCUAUCCUGACAAGCAAAGUGGGCUUUUCCAACACAGAUUUUUCAUUCUUAGUGGCUGCCUACAUUUGGUUUCCCCCUCCCAAACAGAGUUCUGUCACAGAUUUUUAGUUGGGUGUAGAACACAGUUGGUUAACCAGUUUGCUGAAAGUCAGAUCCAGUGAAACAAAUAUAUUGAUUUAUUGUCUAGAUUUGAAACUAGUUUCUGGGACACUAGCAUUCAUAACUUUGUCUUUGCUCACAUACAUGCUUCCAUUAUCCAAAUUUACCAUAUGUCAAAGAUUAGAAGACCGAGGAGUGAAGUGCAGCGUUAGAUGGAUAAAUAAUGAGAGAGUCAAGUGAAUGAUUGGUCUUAGCUGCUAUUUGAUACAAUUUCUGGUUUUUCAUUUUUUUGUCGUUGUUUCGUUUCAGUUUGAUUCAAAAUAAAGAUACAUACUUUUAUCAGCCUUCAAGUGAACAGUAGGCUAGACGAAAAGCUUUUUUUCCAAAAAGCUCAACGCAACCAUAAAGGAAAUGUUUUUCUUCCUCUGGAAAAACAUUAUUUACUUGGCAAGACGAUUUUGCAUUGAUUCCUAUGCUAAACACAGGGACUGUGUGUCCUUUAGCAAUUCCUCAGUUUCUUUGAACCAGCUAGAUCCAAUAGGCAUAGCAGCCUCUAUCCUGAACAAACAAGACUUGCGCAGAACAUUGUAAUAGCUGAAAACGUAAAUAUAUUUAUAAAGUUAUGUAUUAAAUACAUUUACCAUAUGCCUUCAUGUUAUGAAUUUUUUUUAAGAGCACUGGGAAAGGCUUUACAGUGAGCACAGUUUUUAUUUAGCGCCCUGUAACUUGUUAUGGUUUUAAAGCAGGCGGACAGAAUAUGAACAAGAUCAGCUUCACUUUUCCUAUUGCUUAUCAGGCACUCUUGACUUCUGAAUAGAAUUAUAUUGGAAUAGUCAUGGUGGAUGAAAUCAAAAUAUGACCUGUCAGAAAACUACAUUAAUCUCUGUUUAUGUUGCUGACAACUAAUAAUUUAUUGCCUCCCUCUUUGGGGAGGAAUGGUGGGAUAUAAAUUAAAUAACUAAAUAAAUAACAUUAAAUAACUAAAUAAUACAAAACUGUGCAUUGCUUUUAAUCUAAAUAUAACUAGAGUUCAAUUUCACCCCCUGCUCAGUAGCACUGUUCCCUCCUGUGAUUGUUUGCUGAUUGUUAUGCAAGCUGCCAACAGAAAUCUUGGGCCUUUUUUUGCAUGUAGGCCUUCAGAUAGUGUGGAGCAGGGCGGGGGCAGCAGUGAGGCGGGAGGAAGUGUUCCCUGAACUUGAAAAAAAAUUACCCUUGUAAGUCUUGGAAGGUACAACAGGGUUUUGGUCUGCCAGUCCUGACAGCUUCAUUUAUGGUUAGAUAACUAAAGAUAUAUUACAGCUCUGCGGGUGGGGGAAGUAGAUAAUUUAAAUGGGUGAAUGUAGGAGGAUAUGCUUUUAGUAAGUGGAAUACUUGGAUGUUUGUACUAACAGGGAAUGUGUAAUGGAAGAAGACUGCUAAACAUCUUUCAGGGAGAACCAUAAUUCUUAAAUUUUAUAUCCCCCCCAGGAUUAAACACCCUAUGAUAUACCAGCCAUUUGCACUUAGACAUACUGUCAUUGUCUAGCCAAAGGACGACCGUGUUUGAUUUACGCAAGACAUUUUGAAAAGCUCUUUUGAAAUUCCUUCGUGUAAAAUCUGUUUUACAAAUAAAUUACUAGGGGAGCUUUUGCCAAUCUGUAGCAUGCAGUUCCUGUGAAUCUGACCUCUUCUGCCAGGGGAAACCAUGUUUACACUUCUUAGCUGCAAAAACACACUGAAGUAAAAAAAUAAAGUGUAUUCCAUAGACUGUCCAAAGAGUGCAGUUAACAAUUUGUGUUGCUCCAAUUCUUGUCCUUUUUCAGAUACAUUGGGAAGUCAGAUUCGAUAACGAUCAGUGUAUGGAACCACAAGAAAAUUCAUAAAAAACAGGGAGCUGGUUUUCUGGGCUGCGUAAGACUUCUUUCCAACGCCAUAAACCGCCUUAAAGACACUGGUUGUGAGUAGACCCUGAUUUGGAAUGAGCUUUUUAGAAUUUAAAAUUUAUUAUUAUAUAAAAGCAAUCUUUUAUGAAAACAAGCAUGCUUUUCCCUCACUUAAUAAAGUACAGACAUGUUUAGGCAAAGAAAAACUUCAUAGUGUAUGCGGGUAUUAAGUGAUUGUUGUAGAUUGUAAACUGUGCUGUUUUUUCCUCCAUAGAUCAGAGGUUGGAUCUGUGCAAACUUGGGCCAAAUGACAAUGAUACCGUUAGGGGACAGAUUGUAGGUAAGUGCAGAUUUGAUUUUGCUAAUUUGAAUAUGUGGUUUUAACACGUAGUUAAAAUAUCAAAGAUUUUACCAUCUGAAUUUGAAAAAGUUCCCCCUAUUACUGACAUGUGUUUGGGCUCCUGUGUAGAGAGCCUGCAAUCUGAGAGGCAUGGAGUUUGAUGAAUCCCUACUCAGUUUUGGCAGAAAAUCCCACUUACAUUGUGUGACGCAGCUGCCAUAGCUACGAAACAUGGGCAAAAGUUAGGCAAGGCUGUCAUGGUACAGACUUGGCUGUAAUUAUGAUUUUAUUAUUUAUUGCAUUUAUAUCCUAUCUUUUCCCCCUCCUCAGUUAAUCCCCGUAACAAACCAGUGAGGUUAGGCUGAGUGGCAGUGACUGAACUGAGGUCACUCCUUGAGCUUCAUGGCCAAGUGGGGAAUUUGAGCCCCGGGCUCCUAGGACCUAGUCCAACGCAUUGACCACUAUGCCACACUGUGUCUUACUAGGUUGUUCCUGCCUCUCUUCCUCCUCCUGCAUAUGGGACAUGUGAGGCAGGACAGCCUUUUGGAGAGCUGUCAGUACAAAGGUUUACAGUGUCCAAAAGAGGGUUGUGGAGGGGGGGGGAUGGAACAUGCUGGGAAUCACAAGAUUGGACUCAGGUCUGUUUUUGGGCUUCUCAUGGGCAUCUAAUUGGCCUCUGUGAAAAGAGGAUGCUGAGCUGUGGAUCUGAUCAAGCCAGCUCUAAUAUUGUUCUUAGAAAUGGAGCAUACUAAACCAGGUUGUAUCCAGUAUUCACAGAAGAUUCUUUGAUCCAGUGAAGUAUCCCAUGAACAAAAGCAGAAGUGCGGUAUUUCUUCAGAUUCUCCCGCAACCCCCUGUUUACCUCCCAAACUAUUCUCAAGGGUUAUCCAAGUCUCUGUAGCAGAUUGUGGGGGGCGGGGAGUGGGGAGCGCAGAAGGAAACAGGAAUAAUAGCCUCUCCCUGUUCUAUUCAUGAAAAUGUCUGCUGGCUUAAAUUACCUUCUGUGAAUGGAAAGAUGGCAUUGGAUGCAAUCUUCUAAAUCUGUGUAUCAUCUUCCUUGCGUUUAUGUUUGUGAACACUAUCUUGAUUUUCUUCACUCCAUUGUGAGCCUUCCCUAACGUGUUAUUAUUACUACCUUUAUUUGAUUGGGAAAAUGUCUAGCACCCAUAGAUUUUGCAAUGAUGAUGAAUCAGGCAGGGAUUAAGGUUCUUUUCGGAGAUUUAAAGUUCAGCCUACUUUGAAUGCUUUUGAAGCUUCAUUAAUUUUCAGUGGGAGAGAGAUAAGCAGAGUACUAUUUCCCCAUUGAAAUCAGUAGGCCUUAACAUUGCUUAACUUGAGCUGGAUCAAAUCCAUUACAUUUCAGCCCUUGAAAACCUACCUGCUGCCUAUGUGAGUGUUUUGUUUGAAUAGGAGCAGACAAAAGUUACGUUUGCAAAUGUUGCUCUGGUGCUUUCAAGUGAUGGUGCCCUGAAAGAGGAAGCUAUUUGACAACAUCAUUGUGAAAAAUCACACAUUAUAUAUUAUACAUUAUGUUUUUAGACCAUUACUGCAUCAAUGAUAAAAAAGAACAACAGUGGAUUUUACCUAAAGGUCCUUGGAUGGAAUGAAUUUCCAUUCAUAGGAGGAGACUUCACAAAAUGCAGCCUUUGGAUCCAACCCAGAAUAUCUUACAGUUUGAUUUAAUUUUAAGAGCUCACUUAUGUACUUAAGUGGUUGAGGUGAAAUGAUUUGACUUAAAUGAUGCAACAAAGCAAAGUACUAGAUUAUGUUAAUUGAUGUCUCGGUUAUCUCAUAACAUUUGCAUACUCAGGUCUGCCUGGGGAAUGUUGCCACUUGGGCAAGUGGAUCUGCAAGGUUUUUAUUUGCAAAUGGUGCCUCCCAUUCAGAAAGUUGGCGUGUCUUUUGGUUGCAAGGGGACCCAGCUUCUCUUAUUAUCUUUUGCUGGACAGGUGCUCAUUUUGGUCUAGACACAAGCAUUCACUUCCAAUCUAAACAGGAUUAGGAAAAGCACAUUAAUCUUAAUGCCACAGAAACCACAAAUAAUGUCGUGUGUUCAGUUUCAUUCUUGACUAACCUGUUUAUAAAAUAAACCUAGCUACUUAGGCUUUCACAGGCAGCCUUUAUUUUACUGUUUACAGCACUUCAGGCACAAAAUUGCCAGGCUGAUGUUCUAUUGCGAAAAAUCUUCAGGCAUAAGAAAUACUACCAAAUGGACAAAGCUUGCCAUUUUUUAAAGGGAUGUUCGUAUGUAUUUUUUCUGGAACUGUGAGCUGUGUAUUUGGACCCUUCUUACUUCUACAGUGUUCUCUGUCCAGCACUUCUUAUAGGCGUAUUUAAUGUCUAAAAGCAAUACACUGCUUUGUUUCCAUAAUGCUGAUCAAGAAUCUAAAUAUGGUUCCAUCUUGUAAAAUACAAGUGCCAAUCCAUAUUAAAGGGCAAAGUAAUUCUAAAUUCAGUGAGGAUUCCAUAUUUUAAGGAUUCUUGAAGCCAUGUUUACUAUUGGUGCUGUGGUCUUUACAGAAACAUACUCUUCUCCCUAUAGAGUUCUUGUCAGUGGAGGGUAGACCCCAAAUAUUAAGGAGUGAUGAGUUGGUUGAGAUCCUACUUCAUUUUUAAGUACAAGCCAAUCAGCCAGACCUCUCUGUGGAGGGAAUUCCACAAACAGGGCACCACCACUGAAGGCUUUUUCUCUGGUUGCCACCCACCUUACCUUAGAUGGCAGAGGUACCUCCAGAGAUGACUUCAGCAUAUGGGAAUAUUAGUAGGUGUUCCUCAUGUACCUGGGUCCUAAGCUUUAUAGGGCUUUAAAAGCCAGUACUCUGAAUUAUGUUUGGAAACAGUAUUGAAUUUAUUUCAAUACUAUUGACCAAUCAUGGUCAACAGGCGCAGCUGUUGCAGUCUACUGAGGCAGCCUCAUGAAUAACCACACCUAGAUGUCACCAAGUGAAGCUGCAGCUGGUAUACCAGCCUCAGUGGAUGAAAUGCACUCUUACCAGAGAGGAUACCUGGAUCCUGGGUUCAUGUAUCAUGGGAACUCAAGGUUAUUGCAGCUUUUUGGUCCCGCUUGUUCAAAGAUGAAAGCAAAGUUGGAAUGAUUAAGUAGAGUGCUGCUUAUUCCCAAUAAACCAGAAAAAACUAUCAAUCCUGCCUCAGUGCAGCAUUUGAAUGGGGCCAGUCUCAUCAUGUCUCUGUUGAAAUGGUGUGUAAAAAAUAAUCAACUGAAAAGAAGGCUUUUAAGACUGUAUCAACAAGUUGUGUCAUUUCUUUCCAAAUACAGUCGUGAUUUGAAUUGUAUUGUCGUACCUCUAAUUUUGGCCUUUGUUUGUUUGUUUGCUAGUAAGUCUUCAAUCCAGAGACCGGAUAGGUACUGGAGGGCAAGUUGUGGACUGCAGUAGAUUAUUUGACAAUGAUCUACCUGAUGGGUAAGAUAACAUUUUUACAUUUCAUAAAUGCCGUUUACAUAUUUGUCUGAUAUUUGCAGUGAUGAAAAAUGGAUGGAAGAAUACUAGUGUGUUCUAAAAAAAUAUUUACAUGUAGACUUAUUUUGGAGUUAGAGAUGCCAACCAGCAAUUUAACUUCAUGAAAAUACUGGACUGCAAACUCCCAUUAUCCCUGAACAUUUGCCAUGACUGGUGAGAGUUGAAGUUCAAAACAUCUGGACAGCAUUGGUUGGAAAAGGCAACUUCACCGUUAGAAGAAACUGUGUGUGUGGGGGGUGUGUGAAUCCUGAUAAAACUGAAACUAAAUCCUGAUAAGAUAGACACUGUGUGUGUGUGUGUGUGUGUGUGUGUGUGUGUGUGGUGAAUCCUGAUAAAACUGAAACUAAAUCCUGAUAAGAUAGACACAGUAAGUCCCCACAUCCAGUAACUUGUAUGUUUGCUUACCCUCAACACUGUUGUCCCUGAAAGAGCAGGUAUGUGAUUUGGGGGUGCUGCUAGAUUUAUCACUUUCAGUUGAUGGGCGAAUGACCUUGAUAGCAAGGAGUACCGAUUACUAACUGGUUGCUUUGCCAACCGCCGGCUUUCUGGGUAGAGUCAGUUCAGCAACAAUGAUAUAUGCACUGCUAACCUCAUGAUCUUCUAGGUGGUAUUGUAAAGCCCCGAACAACUUGGGUCAAGGUUAGCUAAAGUACUGUCCUUCUCUGUACAGCCCCCUAUACAGUCAGAUAUAUGGAGAAGGCCUUUCUGAUGGCGCAUUCUGCAAUAUGCAGAAUGCCACCUACUGGCAACAUAAAAGAGGGCCUUAUCCCUGGUGGUUCCUACCCUUAGGAAUGUCCUCUCCUGUGACUUGGGAGGUACCAGUAGUUGGGCACUUCUGAAGUUUAGUAGUAGCCGUGUUGUAGAAGUUGAUUAGUAGCCCUGAUGCUACUGCCCUAUAUUAUGGCUUGUCUCUGUAACAUUAACAUUAUUUUUAACUGUAUAGUUCUUUUUAUCUUUGUAAAAAUACAUUUAAAUAAAAAUGAGUAAUAUAAAAAUAGUGUGGAUAGUUAGCCAAAUGUAAUGUUCAUGUUAUGGUGUCUGUUGGCUAAAAGCUUCUUUAAAACAAACUUCUUCUAAAUAUGGUGAUUUUCUUUCAAUGUAUAAUUCUAGUUGGGAAGAAAGGAGGACGGCCUCUGGAAGAAUUCAGUAUUUAAAUCAUAUUACACGAACAACACAGUGGGAGCGACCAACACGGUAAGAAUUAUUAGAGAACACUGUACAGUAAAUUUUUCAGUGACUCAAGCUAAGCACUUGGGCUUCUUGUGGAUUUAAUUGGUAGGAGUCCAUCAUUCCUUGAAAUUGUUGCUAGUUAUUACCUCAGUUCCACAUCUCCCGAAUAGAGGUUCCUCCCAAAUAUUGCUCCUAUAAUGUAAAUCCUUCCUAUAUCCCUCUUACAGAGUCGGAUGUGGAUAUAACAGACUUGUGAUGCAUUACUAGAGUUUAUAAAUGGGACACAGGUGGUGCUGUGGUUGGCAGUUAGAAUCUGUGCGACCAGAUGAGCUCCCGUUGCUCUUCCCAGCUUCUGCCAACCUAGCAGUUUGAAAGCACACCAGUGCAAGUAGAUAAAUAGGUACUGCUUUGGUGGGGAAGUAAACAGUGUUUCUGUGCGCUCUGGUUUCCGUCACGGUGCUCCGUUGCUCCAGUAGCAGCUUAGUCUUGCUGGCCACAUAACACAUAAGUGUCUGUGGACAAAUGCCGGCUCCCUCAGUCUGAAAGUGAGAUGAGCGCUGCAACCCCAUACUCGCCUUUGACUGGACUUAACCGUCCAGGGGUUCUUUACCUUUACCUACCCUUUCCUGACUAGAGUUUAUAUUGCAGGCCAUUCCCACAAAUCCCUCACCCCUGCCCCACAGAUAGGGUUCUGGCCCACUGGCCCCCAAAGGUUCCCUGCUCCUCACAAAUGAAAACUGUAAAAUAAGAAUGCAAUGUUGGCAUUACUGUUUUGUAUUAGAUAAAUGACACUUGGUUAUGAGCCAGGUUAGUAUAGUUUUCAUUGUGGAAAGUGAUUUAGUAAAAUGGGAGAAGGGAAUUGGGAAUCGGGACUGGUCCAUAUUUGAGUUGUUGCCAUCAGGCCAUUAUUUCAUUUAGUGAGGAUUAGUCUGUACAUUAGUUGUCACACAUCAGUUUUCUGUUGGCUCCUUACUUGGUUUUAAGUAUUAUGUAUUAUGUUGUUAGAUUGUGCUUCUGUUGAAUAUAUUGUCAGGUCCUUUAUCUCUGCACGCUCUCCCACUUGCUCCGUUUGUAAUAGGAUACAAGCAGGGCAUAUGUUUCUCUGCAAAGUAGCUCUGGGCAUCUUGUGGCCACAAGCAGCCCUUGAUUUUUAUUACCAUGCUUCUGAAUAGCAUUGGAAUCCAAACUUGUGUGUUGCCUCGGCAUGUGUAUUAUAUCAGUGAUGCAUAACUUUUUAAUUGAAGCUCCCCACAGUUUAGGAGUCACCAGUGCGAUGACUGCAGGCAUACAUGUACUCAGAGAGGACUUUGCUCAGAAUUCCCUGCCCUUGCUGAUGAAAUGAGUCUUGAAAGAAGGGUGAUUUUAUAGCCAGAGAGUACGGUUGUGGGUGUGUGGUUGCCUGGAACGAUUUCUCCCGUUUGCAAAUUGCCCCAUGUGUCCAAAAAGGUUGGCAAUCUAUGGUUUAGAGACAGUUCUCUAAAACAGAGAGGUCUCAAAAACAUUAUUACUGUUAACAGGCCAGCAUCGGAAUAUUCAAGUCCAGGUCGACCACUGAGCUGCUUUGUGGAUGAGAACACACCGCUUACGGGAAUAAACGGCGCGACAUGUGGACAGGCAUCAGAUCCCAGGCUAGCAGAGAGAAGAGUGAGGUCUCAGAGGCACAGGAAUUACAUGAGCAGGACCCAUCUACAUACGCCUCCAGAUUUACCGGAAGGAUAUGGUACGCAUUUUUAAAACAGCGUAACUAUCUGUCUCUGUUUUUCAAAGGCUACUUCAAAGGACUAUUAUUCUGAAGAUCUAAUGAGAGGGAUUUCCCCCUUCACGCUUUCAUGAUACUGGUCUCAGUCCAGCUCUGGUGAUUUAAUUACUGUAUGGGUGUAGUAUACUGCUGGAGCUUUGCUGUGUGAGAGAAAAAUCCUGUUAAUUCCUAUUCUGAUCGUUGCUUCUUUUCCUUGAACUAUGGAGUGGUGCAAUUCACUAGUCCAGAUCUCAGGCUUCUAAUUUAAUCAGUUUCUGAUCCCUUGUAUAGACAUUGUAGAGGAAUAAAAUUGGCAGGCGUUACAUCCAGGAAGACAUGUUAACGAACAGAGCCUUUGCUGCAGAUGGUGAUAGAGGCAUAUGGCACAGAGUAUCAAUAGAUGAUAUGAGGGAACUGGGAAUGGCCUUAGAGAACUGCAUUAAAUGCUAACCGCUUCCAGGUUACGUCCCACCAUUAAUGCCAUUGCAUGAAAGGCAGUGCAGAAACACAAGAAACAAAGCUUUUCUCACUCUUUGAGAGACAGUUUUGGUGUUGCAUUUUUCCUUGUAUCCUUGAAGGCUAAUAAACACCUUUAAAAUACCUAGCUCUCUGGAGAUUCUAAGAGACAUAUCCUAUAGUACAAAGCAAUGGGUUGGAACUGACUGAAGUGUGUUACUUUGGGCCUAUUGAAACUAAUGGGACAAGUUAGCAAUGGCUAAUUCAGUCUGGAUCCAGUCCAGUGUAUUUUAUGGUAUGGCCAUAAAUAUGCAAAUUUCCAACUUUCUGUUUAAUAUGAUCCUCUAUCGUUACACCAGUUUAGGUAAAGGUAAAGUUUAGGGCUGCGGGUGGCGCUGUGGUCUAAACCACUAAGCCUCUUGGGCUUGCCGAUCGGAAGGUUGGUGCUUUGAAUUCAAGUGAUGGGGUGAGCUCCCGUUGCUCUGGCCCAGCUCCUGCUAACCUAGCAGUUCAAAAGCAUACCAAUGCAAGCAGAUAAAUAGGUGUGGUGGGAAGGUAAACGGCAUUUCCAUGCGCUCCGGCACAGUGUCCUGAUGUGCCAGAAGCGGUUUAGUCAUGCUGGCCACAUGACCCAGAAAUCUGUCUGUGGAGAAACACUGGCUCCUUUGGCCUGAAAGUGAGAUGAGCGACGCACCCUAUAGUCGUCUUUGACUGGACUUAACCGUCCAGGGGUCCUUUUUAUACCAGUUUAAGAAUGUAACUCCAUAUGUGUUAAAAAUUCACAGGAAAAAUUAACUCGUGCAUUAUUAUACUACCCUUGACUUCCAAAGAAAUUCUUCAGAAUUUUCAGUUCAUAAAAUACUUCAAAAUCCUUUGAGACCCACAUUAAAAUUGCAGUUCACUUCUGUUGCUAUGGCUCAGUGUUUCCACGUUAUCUUCCUCUCUGUGUAUAUGUGUGUCUCCUGCCCUAUGAUCUAAUCAUAAGACGAAUACAUGAAAACUUAACCUCUAAAGUGAGAGUUUCAACCCCACCCCAAGCUGCUCCAGAGGAUUAGGGGAAACCCCCAGAAUAGAUGAGGGGUACAGGGGAAAGAGGGGGAAAUGUCCUGCUGAGUCGGCAGAAACGCGUUUUGCUAAGGGGACAAUUUUGUUGGAUCCAGCCCAGAAUACAAAAGCCAACUGGGGAAAUAUAUUGUUUAAAAAUUAAGCUACCUCUACUCUUGCUUUGAUGUGGCUAUUAAAGCUAGACCAAGCACAAAAGUCUUUUUAACUGUUUUUCUCAAAGACAUUCAGGUUUUGACAAAUCUUGAGGGGAAGGGAAUUUAUAUAGUUAUUUCAAGUCUGUGAACUUGUUAACCUUUUGCAUGGGAUUUUCAUUAGUAAACGAAGCAAUCUUUUGUUUCCACAUUGGCACGUCUGAAUGAACAGAGCAAAGGACAACUCAGCAAGGGCAGGUGUAUUUCCUACAUACUCAGACUGGUGUAAGCACAUGGCAUGAUCCACGCGUACCGAGGUAAGCGGAUAAUUUGUCCUUUGAUGCUGUAAGUUAAAUAAAGUUGCUGUACAAAUCAAAUUAGUAAUAUAUACAUUGGCUAUAAUAGCCUGUUGGCAGGAGGUAUGCUAUCUAUGAAUCUGUGCAAGCCCAGAUUUUGGAAGUGGUAUCAGAAAAUUCAGACUCCAAAAAGCUCUGAUAUAAUUUAAAGCAAGAGAAACAGAAAGCUUACAGCCCCAGACUCUGAAGCAAUGUAGUGUUUGCAGUGCUUAGUGAAUUCACAGAGAUCUGAGAGGGACGGAGUAAGACUUUUCACUGAUCAGAUUUUAGUGCCUUCCAUCCUUUCCCUUUCUGUGUCAUGUGAGUAGUUUAAAACGGACCUGUGCGGAACUUUUGCAUACUUUUAUCAACUUGCCUCAGAAUUCUAAGGGAGGUUUUUUGGGCACAGAAUAUUCAAAUAUUUUUUAACAGUAUGCACAGCGCUGGCUGAUCGCUGAAAUGUUGAUUAUGCAUUUUUUCUGUUAAUAUUAAUUGACACGGGCAUAAAAUAAUUUUGUUAAAUCACCUGCUGCGUACAUAUUUAGAGCUAACUUGUUCAGUUCCUUGCAGCGCUAGCAUGGUGUAGUGAUCUGAGGGUUUGACUUGGACCGAUGAGAUCCGAGUUCAAAUCCCCACUCGACCAUGAAUCUCAUUAAAAGACCUUGGGUCAGUCCCUGUCUCUCAUCCUACCCUUCUUUACAGGGUGGUAGUGGGGCAAAGUUUUGGGGGAGAGCUAUGUAGGCUACCUUCAGCUCCUUGGAAGGAAGACGGGAUAUGAAUGAUAUAAACAUUGCUACAGGUUAGGAUGUUUAAUCUCUCUAGUAGAUUGGGAGGUCCUGUACAGUGAAAACUGUGUUAUACGGAGCUUUAGUGAUGUAGUGCCUGAAAUCACUAGCCCCAGAUCCCCCUGCCUGAUUUGAGGCAAUUUCUUCCCCUUCCACAGCAGCUCUGUUUAGGCUCCCUACUCCCCAGGAGAGCAUUUUGGCGGGGGGGGGGGCGGACAGGAGGAGGGAAAGCGAGACUGAGGGCUCAGCUACUACACAGCUGCAAAUAAAAUGUUUUAAGUGUGUUUUAAGUGCAACAUACAAUGUGACACUAGAUAGCGAUGGUGAGCCUUAAGGAAAAUUCAAUGUAUUUUUUUAAAUGCUUUUUUUAAAAAAAACAUUUUCAGAACAGUUUUUAUGUGUUUGUAGAUUCCACCUGACCGUGUGAUUGCCUUCUUUCUAGUCGUGCAAUAACUGGACACAACCCUUCUGGGAUUAUGAUUUUUUACGACAUCUAGUGGCUAGUUUUCUUAGUUGGCAAAAAUUGUCUGUGGCACACAUGCAUAAAUCUUCAUGGAAAACACCAGUAUUGACAAAUGUGUCUGUCCGCCUUCCACUGUUUCUAAAAAAAACAGAACUAUUCCGAUGUCCUUUAAAAACUGGCAUUAAGAACAUGCAGCUCCUGUAGGAAAAAGGAUUUUGUUUUCGUUUUAAGUCAGUAUCCCAUUAAUUACCAAUGUAGUUAUUUUCUUCUUAAAGCAAAAAACCUAGGUUGUGCGAUAACAGUUUUUCCAAGACCAGUGUAGCGGGAUGUUUUUCUGAGAGUACGUUUUGCUUUUCCUUUGGUGGGCUUGCUCCUUGAGAGUAGACAUUCCAGCUGUAUAGAUCAAGUUUCCGAAACAAUGCAUACUCUCAGGCUUCAUGGAAUUGUAAUGUUACUUUUACACUGGUUUGGCUCAGAGGUCAAAUACUGAGGGUUUUUUCUCUCUCUCUCAUUUUUAUGUUUGUUUUUGCAGGGAUCUUAGCAACAUCAAUUGUGAAGAGCUUGGUCCUUUGCCUCCUGGAUGGGAGAUCCGGAAUACAGCAACAGGCAGAGUUUAUUUUGUUGACCAUAACAACAGAACAACGCAAUUCACAGAUCCACGGCUAUCGGCUAACUUGCACCUGGUUCUAAAGUGAGUUCAUGAUGUCACCAGCACAUGCAGAUUAAUGUUUUGGAGCAUGAAAGUGGUUCUCUGGGAAUGUGCAAUAGGUUGAUUCUGCCACCUUGGGUUAUAUAACUCCUUUGUGUUGACUUAAGAUCUCUUGAGACUUUGUAGUCCUGGGGAGAAGCAAUCUGAAAUAUAUAUUAUUGAGGGAGUAUGUGGAAGAAUAAUUACACAACAAGGUAUUGCAGAAGCUUAGUGAUCUGCAUUGUCUGCCUUUAAUAUUUUAAACCAAUACAAAAUAAGUGCUUUGAAAUAUUCUUGGCAGCAAGAUUUUUUGGUUUCACUUUGAAAGAACUGAUUCAGUUGCCCUUGAGGAAGAGUUUUAAUCUGAAACGCAUAGGGCAAUAAAAUGGCUUUUUCGUCACCAUCUGAGCUCUUCUUUCCAUUCACUUCUGCAUUUAAUGCCUUCCUUGCUUUACUCUGUUAGCCAUGUUUCCAAAAGCAGAAGAGACUAUAUAAAUCAAAAUUGCCAUUGUCUAGACAGAACGAUCCGUUUGUUCAGACACUCCUGGAAUUUUAUUUCAUUGUUCUUCGCUUUAACACCUUUUAAAUGCUAUUUUGGGAAACACCUGCAUAGCAUUAAGUAAAUACUCCACAAAAGCUGGGUGCUUAGAAUGUGACUGGGCAUAAGAAUCCGCAGAGCUAGACUAGUGAUGAGACUCUGGAACCACUUUUUUAUAGGAAGGGAGGCUGUGGAAGGUAAAAAAGUAAAAGUUAAAUUGUCUUCAGUAUAUCUGAAACCGCUUAGUGUACCUUAUGUGCAAAUAUGCACAUAGUUUUGGAAGCUAUUUCUUACAGAAUCAAAUCUGUUUGGAAAUUUCGGGGGGUGGGGAUUUUACUCAGACCCAUUAAAAUUAAUGACCACGACUAACUUAGGCCCACUGGUUUUAAUGGGUCUACUCUGAGUAAACAUUAGUUAAUUAAAAUCUCAGGGCUGUGGUCAUCUCUUGGCUAGAAUGUCAAGCGAAUUCAAAUAUAACGUGUGAUAUUUGAGGAGUCUGUAGUUACCUACUGAAGAAGAAUGUAAUUUAAAAAAAUAUAUAUUACUAUUCUAAGAUAGUAAUUUGCAUUUGUUGUUUUUAAUUUUCAGUUUCCUAGCAGUAACCAAUUGACAUCUAUAAAAUUGUGAUCCUUAUAGAUUUCCAAGAUAGCUGUGACAACCUUCAGGUUGUCUUUCAGUAGGAUAAUCCUCAAGCUGUAAAAUCACAGAUCUUUUUUGCACUUCUCAGCCUAUUGCUACAACAUUUAAGCUUUCUCAUUCAUACAUCUGUCUUUCAUUAUGAAAGGAUUUCAGAAAUCCAACCAAUAGUCCAAUAGUGUCAUCAGCAAAGACCUCAGUCUGAUAAAUUUUCUCCAGUGUGUGUUACUGUCUGCUACAGUAAGGCGAGAUAUGUGAAGAUGAUUUCUCCCUUCUUUUCACUAAAGAGGAGAUAAUUUUUGUGGUUUCGAUAUAUCCAAAGCUUUAGAUUAGUUAAAAAAACAAAUGUACCUGUCUCAGUGAAGUUAUACAUGGCUUCAGUUGCCUGUCCAACCUCAAAGUACGUAAGUUUAGUAUGUAGUGUUAAAUUUAGGGAACUCUAAAUUUAAGAAUUGUGCAGUGGAAGAACAGAAACUUCAGAGGUCAGUGUGAAAAGAUAAGAAAAGAAAAAAAAAAGCCAAUUUUUAAAUUAUUCAGCAUAAAGUGGACUGGGUGUAAAUAAUUUGUUGCUGACAUACUGAGUGCUUUCAGGGUCUGCUGUCCAGGCAGACGGAUGGAUAACUGAGCAAAAGGCAUGACUCGUUAUCAUGGCAAGUGUAAGUCAAUCCCACUGUACCCCAACCCAAGGGCAUAGCUGGAAACAGAUCUUCAUGGUGAAUGUGGACCAAUUAGCCAAGCCCCAAGAACCAACAUUGUCUUACCAGUUGCAGUUUAUUUUGGAGCGGAACAAAUUGCAAUCCCUGGUUUGGACAUAAUGUUAAGCAAGGAGUUGAGGUUCACUCCCACACUCACACCUGGGCAACCUGGGCAUUCCCAGUAAACCGUUAACAAGAGCUUCAUUUGCAUGUCACAACGAAUCACAGUUAAGUUCUAUGCAGAUCUCAGGGCUGCUGGGAAAAAGGAACACACAAUGGUCCCCCCCCCCCAAAAGAUUUUGUUGCGCUAAUAUGGCUUUUUCAACUUUUCUUGUAGGCAACAUAGCUACUUUUACUUUCAGUAAGGAUACCAAGGCCCGCUGUUCUGAGUUUACAUGCAGCCCUGACAUGUUUCUGAGUUGAAGAAUUUUGCAGAACUGCAGAUUAAGCUGAACCAUUUAACCUGGAGAUUGCCUUCCUUGCAGCCACUUCAACGCUCCUUUCCCUGCGCAGAACAUACUGUGCAGCAAAAUUUGGCAUGACAAAUCUCCAGGAACAUUCACGUAGAAAAUAUUUUUUAUAAAGGUUUCCCCCCCUUCCCCAGUUGCAACCUGAACUUCAUUUCAAUACAUUUUUUAGAAUAGCUAAUAAAAAAUAGUCAUGUCUUUGUGCCUGUUGAGUGCAUGUCAAUCUGUUUCCCUUCUCACCUUACCAAUCUGCUUACAAUCCUGUGGUCCCGACUAGCCCAGGUAACAAUCUUUGUCAAAUGUUCUGUACAAGCGUUUUUGUAAGCGAAUUCUUCUUUAAAAUGUAAGGUUGUAUCAAAUUUAAAUUGACUGUGCCUCAACUAACCCUGAACAUUCACAUGAACAUCGAUAAAGCAUGCAAAACAAAUAUGAAAGAGCUUUUGAGCAGCGGGUUGUCAAUAUGGUGCUGCAAUCUGCUUAGCAGAAAUGUUCAAAACCCCUCAAAGCUGGUUGAAAACGAUCAGGACAGGCAGAUGGAUAUGUUCUUAGUCUCCUUUAGGAAACAUUAGUGGAAAAGCAGGGCACUCGCAUAGAAACCAUUGUUACACUUGCCUCAGAAUGUUGGUUGAAAGGCAUAUUAAUUUGUUGUGUGGGGGGGGAUAAUGGGAAGUCUUGAAUUACUGACAGCAGCUGCCAUUCUUUUCAGUCGUCAGAACCAACUUAAGGAUCAACAGCAGCAGCAGCAGCAGCAGGUAGUCUCGCUUUGCCAGCUUCCAGAUGAGGCCGAGUGCCUGACUGUGCCCAGGUAUAAGCGGGACCUUGUGCAGAAACUCAAGAUUCUGAGACAGGAGCUAUCCCAGCAGCAGCCCCAAGCUGGACACUGCCGGAUAGAAGUCUCCAGGGAAGAAAUUUUUGAGGUAACUUUCGGUAGAGUUAUCUUAGGUGUUAAAUAAUGCGGGGGAACAUCCUGCCGCCGGGAUGGUUCUUGCUUUUUUUGGCAAUGUAAAUGGACAAAGAUUAUGUGGAAACAUCUGAACUACAGCACAUUUUUUGAGAUUUCAUGGUGAGCAAUGUGAUAAAGUGAGGAGGCUGAAUCUUAAUUCGUUGUGUAUAUCCGACAUGUAUCGUCAGGCAUCAUUUUACUGAAUCUAAGCUUCAGUCCUAUACAUGCUUUCUUGGAAGCACAAUCUAUAAUUUAAAGCAGGGGUCAGCAAACUUUUCCAGCAGGGGGCUAGUCCACUGUCCCUCAGACCUUGUGGGGGGCCAGACUAUAUAUUUUUUUUGGGGGGAUGAACGAAUUCCUAUGCCCCAUAAAUAACCCAGAGAUGCAUUUUAAAUAAAAGCACACAUUCUACUCAUGUAAAAACAUGCUGAUUACCAGACCGUCUGUGGGCCAGAUUUAGAAGGCGAUUGGGUCAGAUCCUGGGCCUGAGUUUGCCUACCCAUGAUAUAAAGCAAGUGCCUGAAUUUUACGGGCAUAGAAUCGGGCUGCGCAAAUGGGUUUCAGUGCAUUGAUGUAUGAACUGCCCCCUUUUCUUGUGGCUGUAAGGAAUUAACGUCCAGCUAUGUUGGACCAGGCUUGCUUCUUGUGCUCUCAUUCAGCAGGGAUUGUGAAAACCUUCUCACCACAAAUGUAUUAUGCUAAACUACUUUUCACGUCCGGAGAACUACACCCAGAAUAAUCUCAAAACAUUAGCAAUUCAUGUAAGCUGCGCAAGAAAAUGGGCAAUAUACCCCUGCAGGUUAAAAGGCAUUUUUAAGUGCAUGUGGCAGUGACAAAAGAUCCUCACAUGCCUGCUUAUAUAUUAUGAUGCCACCUGCUGUAAGUUUUGGAUACUCUGAUUUGUUCUUUCUUUAGGAUCUUGAGCAGAGGAACAUCAGAGUAAGGACUAUGAUAAUAUUGAUAAAUGUAUUAUCUGGUGUAAUUCCAGGAGUCUUACAGACAAGUCAUGAAGAUGAGGCCCAAAGACCUGUGGAAGAGAUUAAUGAUAAAAUUUCGUGGGGAAGAAGGCCUUGACUAUGGAGGAGUUGCCAGGUAAAUAAUAAUGCCUUAGGUCUGUCUCCUAAACCAGGAUCAAGCAGCAUCCAGAGUUGCUGUUGAAAUAAAUUCUGAUACUUGGAGAUUGAUGUGAAGGCACUGACAACAGCAGAGCUCUGUAAUAUAUGGCAAGUCUGGGGGGAGGGAAAAACAGUUAUGCUGGUUCUCUCCCCACCCCCUAUCUCAUGGCUAUUCAUCUCAAGUUUAUUCAUCUCUAGCAGUAGCCUGUAUUCAAAGCCCACCCCUUAUUUUGAUUGCCAUCUUAUACUGAAUGAAUGCAUUAGUAUAUAUUUACUCUUAGAAAAUAAGCCACAAUUUUUCUUACUCUCAGAAGAACCUCUCUAUGGUCAGAAGUAAUUUGUGAUCCUACUGACCUUGAGAUGUCAAGGAGUCUUACACACUCAAGGCAUGUUAUCUGCCAACACUCAACAUACUACAAAUGGUAAAAUAUGAUUAAUAAUGGGGAAAUCAAUUGUUGUAUGUAAGGGUUUAACGGAUUAUGUUAGAGCUUUGUCAACUCUGUUGAGCAUAUCCGUUUCAAGGUAACAGGCUGGAUAAAACUGUUCUGUGAAUGGUGGUCUUCUUCCACUCCCGGAAUGGAAUCUUGGCUCCAAUAUGUUGUGAUUUUUUCCCAUCUAGUUAGUGUAGAUUAGAGAACAGAAAGUUUGCAAUUAAAAAUAAUUUUUUUAAAAGGUUUGCAAUGUUAAGAAUUGCAUUCUGUGUUAAUAAUUUCUUUCAAGAAGGAAGGUUCGUGUAGGCUUCAAACCAACAAGGAAAUGGGAAUGACCUUUCCCUGCUUGCUGCAUACCAUGAGAUCUUUUCUGCCGUGUGUUUGGACUAAACAUUAAGUUGCCGUAAUUCCAAGUAACAGAAUAGGGCUGGGGAGUGCAACACUACAUUUUCAGAAUCAGCAAUGCAAGUAGGCUCUGGCCUCUGAUUGUGAAACAAUAUUAUGUGGAGUGUUUUUAGUGUGCUGUGGCUUUUCUGUUCACAAAAGGGACUGUGGGAAAGAGCACAAGCUACAGCCUGGAACAUGAGAGGGAAGGGAAGCAAAUCAGCCAAGCACCAACCUCUCCUUUUUCUUCACCACUGCCACCAAGUGGAUGUCUUUAGUAGGAGGGAACUAUUUCUACAGUUUGAAUAGCUAUCCAUAAGAUCAAACAUAUGCAUCCUGCUAUACCUCUUCUAUAAUGUUUCCCUAACUAAGCCAAUACUCAUCAAUUUGCAUCCCUUAAUUGAGCUUCUGCAUCCCUUCGUAGUUCUCUCCUGCAGUAUCCAACUCUGCUGUCUUAACAUUUUUCAUGGUUUCGGCCGUUUUCUCACUUGCAGCUUCUCAACUCCCGCUCUUGAAGUUUCCGACUCCGCAACCUUUUGACCAACUGGGUUGUUUCCUAGCUUGACUUACGCACAAUAUUUUCACUUCUCCCCCCAAAUGUGUUAGCGAAUCAGGAGGGAGAGGAGUGUUUCAGUUGUGUUUCUGUUCCCCUUAAUUGACAGGAUAAAUCUUUGACCCUUCUGUGCAGAUGUGAGCAAGAUACCCCUUGGCACUUUUAACUCUCCUUGAACUUUUGAUUCCCAUAUGCACAAAACUCUUUAAAGCCAAAAGUAACCAUUUUGCAGCCCAAGUUUUCCAACCAGAAGCCCACCACAAAAUGACAUAAAAUUCUAUUCCUUCACAGACCAUUCCUUUUCAGUGCCCAGAAAGCCCUCUCCAGCCAAGGCCUUCCCUUCUCAGCCCCACACCUGAUGUCUGGUUUAGGGCAGGUGGGAAUGGUUUGCCCAAAACUGCCUCAAAGCAUGUAGUGUAACAGGGAUGAAGGUUGGCAAUUAAUUUCAGAUUUCAGGUGCAUUUCUUAUCACUUUCUUUGAACGGAAUUCUUUUUUUUUACAUCUAGAUAUGUUAAGACUGCCACUCAGGGGUAGUUUUUAUUCUUCAAUAUCUGCCCUCAACUUCGCUGCUCAGGGGUCCCCAGCAGAUGUUUUUAUUGGGUUUCUUGUAACAUCACCAGUGGGCCUUUUCUCUCUUUUCUCCCCCUAACUCCACUGGCAGACCACAGGAUAUGAGCCUCCCUCUCCUUAAAUUGCAAAGCACCUGCAUUUACCUCCAGCUUUCAUUAUGGACACCUAAUAGUUGAACAAAUGCUUGUAGUUCAGUUACUUAUCAAUUCCAAAGACCAGAAGCAGAGGAGUGUUCUCUUGGGUGAUCUGAGGAGUCUGCCAUCAAUUCCAUUUGGCAUAAGCUGGCCUGUUGGCAAUGAGCUUUAGUGACCCGUGCCAGGAAAGUAAAUCUCAGAAGCGCUGUGAAAUUCUGUGAAUUUUUUUGCUGUUAGCUAUACCAAUAUUUACCAACUGGAGCAAAUUUAUUUAGCACUUUAAAUUUUAAGCUUUUAAAGUAAUAGUCCUUCAGGUAAUGGGUAUAUUUCAGCAUACUGUUAAUAUCUGUUCAGUACAGUGCAUUAAACUGCAUUCAGUGUGACUAUCACAAUCUGAAGAAGGUAUCUGAAGAAGUGUGCAUGCACAUAAAAGCUUAUACCUAGAACAAACUUAGUUGGUCUCUAAGGAGCUACUGGACAUUUUAAAAUAUAUAUAUAUACAUAUAUAUAUCACAAUGAGAGUCAUAUUCACACUAUGCUGAAACAGUAGAAGGUCUGUAUUCAGUUAAUUUAAAGUCUUCCAAAAGAACUGUGAAUUAGAAUGUCAAUUAAGCUCUUAAGUUUCACAUUUAACAAUAUAUAGAUACUCCAACAUUGUUUAUGAUUGGAACAAUGAUCUUAAAAACUUUCUUUACAUAUUUUUUAUUCUUUUUCCUUCUUGUACAUUUGCAAAUCUGUGUGUUUUGUUAAUAAAUGAAAGACAACAAUGGCUCCCUUUAUCUAAAAAAGAUUGUCUUUUCACCCUUGCUUGAAUCAUGCCAUAACCUUCAAGUGUCCUGAUUCCCCUGGCACAUUCCUGGAAUUUCAGAAGCCCCCCUGGCUUCUGAUUUGAUUCUGGGAUGUCCCAUUUUCCCCCUCCAGCGCUGCCACGGAGCUCAGGGAGGAGGAUGAACCAGCGCUUGCAAUUGCAGUGGUCCUGCAAGGGUAUCUUAUACAGUGGUACCUCGGGUUACAUACGCUUCAGGUUACAGACUCUGCUAACCCAGAAAUAGUACCUUGGGUUAAGAACUUUGCUUCAGGAUGAGAACAGAAAUUGCGCAGCGGCGGCAGCAGGAAGCCCCAUUAGCUAAAGUGGUACCUCGGGUUAAGAACAGUUUCAGGUUAAGAAUGGACUUCCAGAACGAAUUAAGUUCUUAACCCGAGGUACCACUGUAGUAGGAAGCAAGCUAAGGUGUGGUGUGGCACACCUGGACCUCUUACUGCCUUCUCAGGCCUAGCCCUGCUGGAGUGGAUGUGCGCAACCCUCUUGUUGGCCCCUCUGCUGCCGCCACUGUCAUGGCGGCCUGAGGCGCAGCGCAGGCGGAGGAAGCGAGCAGAGAGAUAAGGGAGCAAGCAACUGCCAGGUAGUGGUUGCGGCAGGGGAGGUGGCCAGCUGACUCGUGCAGUGGCAUGGCACACAAAGGCAUGUGUCUUUUGGCACCGUGUUCCGGCUUGGGUGGGAACACAGCACCAAAAGACACGUGUCCCGAUUUUCAUCUCGGGAACAUCGGAGGGUUGGUCCCCCAUACGUCUGGACAUUUUCCUGGGAUUUCAAAGGCGGAAUUGAUGCCUCCGGGGGUGGUGGUUCCCAAAAUGUGUCGCUUUGUCCUGGAUCUUAGGCAAGUCAAUCGAGAAAUCGUGGGUAUCUUGGCGUUUUUUCUUUUAGUUUUUUUUAAAAAAUAAAAGCUCAACAACUUUCAGGGUGUCCUGGUUUUUACUUUUUGAAAUAUGGCAAUCCUACUACCACUGGUCUACACAGAUAGGCAGUAGCUCUCCAGGGUUUUGGACCAGGGCUCUCCAGUCACCAGAGACACUUGGGGUCGAACUAGAGAACUUUUGCAUGCAAAACAGAGGCUCUAGUUACCAUCAUGCCAAACUUUGGGGUUUGUCUAAAAAAAAAAAAAAAAAGCUCCACAACUUUGGGGUUUUCUUUCAAAAAAGCAAGCUCAACAAUUCUGGGUAUGUCCUGGUUUUUACUUUUUGAAAUAUGGCAACCCUAUUGGAGGGUAAGUCACGUUCUAUAUAAGUUUUUCUUUGUCACUGCUUCCUUCCCUGUGUGCUUCUUUGUUUUACAUCUUUUUAUUCUGGUGCAAGGUACGGAAAUAGUUGCUUCCUUUCUUUUUGCCCCCUCAAAUCCCCCCCCCCAAAUUCAAGCCCAUCUUCAACCGAUUACUGUGCAUAGCUAGUGCAGUUAUACAGCACGCAGCUUUUGACAUAUGCAGCUAAAGAGAUUGGACACGUCAGCAAGACGUUGAGAGAAAUAGUUGAGAGAAAUUGAAACAAGAAAUUCUGAAAAUGUGCUUAUGAGACAGUUGUGAAUAAAUGCUUUUCCCAUUACCACAUUCUGUUGUCAUUGAUUAAGAAAUUAUUUAUCACUGAAGACCAGUGUUUUUCUGCAUCAGUUUAACAGUGUUUGACCCUUAAAAUGUUUUCUUUUCUUCAGGGAAUGGCUCUAUUUGCUCUCCCAUGAAAUGCUGAAUCCGUAUUAUGGCCUCUUCCAGUAUUCGCGUGAUGACAUCUAUACACUACAGAUAAACCCAGAUUCUGCUGUUAACCCGGUAUGGAAAUGUACCCCAUGUUUGUGGCCAGCAGUUCCUUUUUAAUAGUUUUGGUGUGCUAGCUUUAUGCAAAUCUGAAUUACUUUAGUGACGUUCAACUUCUUUUUUAGAACAGAUAGAAACUGCUUUGGGAGUUCCCUUUUUGUUUUUGCUUUGAAGUGCAGGGUAUAAUCAUGAAAAUUAAUGAAUGCUGCAGGUUGUUAAACCUUAGACAAGAAAUAAAGGUGUUAAGUUGUAGCAGGAAACUUUGAGGUCAAAUAUAAGAGGAAGUGUUGUAAUCCUAAGAAUAGCUGUUUAGAGGAAGUGUUUUCAAGUGAAAGUGGAAGUUUAUACAACACUAGGGGCUGCACCUUUGCUCACAAGCCAGUAUUGUGAUACAGCACAACAAAUCCUGCAAUACAGGCUGUACAGUCUCAGAUAGAUAGAUAGAUAGAUAGAUAGAUAGAUAGUCUUGAUGGAAGUGAAGCAGGCACAUUAACAUAUUUUAAAGCUUUUUAUUUUAUUUUUCGGACUCUUCAUUUUAACUUUUAAGUAAAUCUUAUUGCAUACUAAAGAAAAUGUUCUUGUUGAAAAAUCUGAAUGCUUCAUCAGUUUUGGAAUCAAGCCAAGAACCCCGGCAUGAGUACAUUUUUUCCUUCAAUUCUAGGAACACUUAUCCUACUUCCAUUUUGUUGGACGGAUCAUGGGGAUGGCUGUGUUUCACGGACAUUAUAUUGAUGGGGGCUUCACAUUGCCUUUUUACAAGCAGUUGCUAGGAAAGCCAAUUACGUUGGAUGACAUGGAAUUGGUUGACCCAGAUCUUCACAACAGCUUAGUAUGGAUACUGUAUGUACUGAUCUCUUUGAAAUGAUGCUUAUCAUUUAUAAUGGUUGUAUUCUGCUUUAAUUCAUUUGCUAUAAAUGGGCAGGCUAUGAAUAUAAUUUUUGCUUAAAAAAAACCAACAACUAUAGCUGAGCCAUGGGAACUUAAGUCUUCUAAUCCAAAUCAUUAUUAGAAAGACUGGGACAGAUGUAACGUGACACAUUUGGUAGCCCCAUUGGGGAAGCCUGCCAGCUUUAGGCAAUCUGAGCCAGGAUGGGGUGACUUGAGGUAUGUGUGUGUAUUUUGCAUAGGACUGGCUAGGGAACCACAAUAUAGGCUACAAUUGGCCAUAGUUUUCUAUAGAAUGGCCUUCUUAGUCUUGUGCUGACACAUAGGGUCUGUCCUCCCUUGUUACUUCUGAGCAUUCCACAAGCUUUGUAAUCAGAGGGGAUUUUUAUCAUGGAAUAAAACAAUUUUGGGGUACUUUCAUGUUAAAGAAUACAUCACCCACCCACCCUCCAGAGUAUUGGAUUCUUAGAGGCAGUAUAAGCAAAUUAUUUUUUUGUUGUUGUUUUUUAACGGCAGGCUAUAGGAUGUAUGGUUAGGUAUGCCUGAGACGUUUAGAUUUCAUAUAAUUUUGCUUUCUCUACUUCAGUGAGAACGAUACUACCGGAGUCUUGGACCAUACAUUUUGUGUGGAACAUAAUGCAUACGGUGAAAUUAUACAACAUGAACUGAAACCUAAUGGCAAAAGCAUUCCUGUCACAGAGGAGAGUAAAAAGGAAUACGUCAGGUAUCAAAAACUAUAGUCUUUGUCGUUGCUUAAUCGUUUAGUCGUGUCCGACUCUUCGUGACCCCAUGGACCAGAGCACGCCAGGCAUAGUCUUAAAAACCCCCAAAAGGUUUCUGUUACAGUGCUCUGUGCAGAGGGUAAUAUGCUAUGCUUAAAUUAAUAGAGUGACUUUGUCAUGUUAAUGGCUGCUUAACUUUGGCCCUACAGAUGUUGCUGAACUAUAACUCCCUUCAUCUCUGACUACGCUGGCUGGGGUUGAUGGGAGUUUUAGUCCAACUAUUCCAACAACAUUUGCACGGCCUCUAGCCUGUCUAUGUAGAUGCUUGGUUGAAUAGUUUGUAGUAAUGUUUGCAGCUUCGGAUCAAGCAUCUAAGUUGUUGAGUGGGAAGACACUCCUUUGCAAAUAGGACUUGUAAUUUAUUGCAGGCUUUAUGUAAACUGGCGAUUUUUACGAGGGAUUGAAGCUCAGUUUCUGGCUCUGCAGAAGGGAUUUAAUGAAGUAAUCCCACAACAUCUGCUGAAGACAUUUGAUGAGAAGGAGCUAGAGGUCAGUACAUGAAUGAUAUGCUAGGUCAUCAAGUGUAACAAGAAAAAAAGCAUUCUUCUUAAAUUUUGCGUAUGCAAAGUUGAUCCCCAAUGCUUCUAGGGAUGGAGGAUUUGCAGUAAUUUUAACCAUGGUUAACAUACCAAAUCACCAAAGGGUUGGGAUUCCUUUUUUCUUUACAUUUUGUAGACAGGCUUCUUAAUAAUACUCUUGUCUUGCUAGCUAAUGACUUUAAAAUGCUAUUUUUGAUAGAUUACAUCACAUACUUUGGAGGGCUAUUUUUUAUUACCCUUAGCAUUAUUUUGAGUGUUUUACAAUUCCUUUAAGAAACAGAUUCUUAAUAUUGUACAAUAAGCGCUGGAUGAUAAAAGUUGAAAUAGUAAAAUUUUGUAGUUCUUAAUGGUUGGGCAGAAAAAAACCUAAAUUGUGCAGUGUGAGUCAAAGGAUAUCUUGGAAACUAAAAUGUGCCUCUGUAGGAAAGUAUUUUCUGGUAACCAUAGAUAAACAUAUUCUAUUUCCUGUAGAGAACACAUUGGGGAGGGUGUCUGAACCACCCUACUAUUAGUCCCAUUUGCUGAAGAUAGCACAGAACAUGCAAGACACCCAUGGGAACUCUUUCAUUGCCCUCUUCUUCUUCGGCGAUCACUCAUAGCCGAGUAAGAUUGUCUUCCAUGAACACGGUCUUAACAGUGAGUCUGUAAGUGACUGUGGAGGCCAAUUCUGGAUCCACACGUCCUUCCACAGUGGGGACAUAGGUUUCCGGGCAGGAGUUGAUCACAGUGAGGAUUUGCCAAGCAUGUUCUUAGCUCAUUCCUCCCUUUUGUCCUGAGUUUGAGCAUCUUCAAAAGUCCAUGACACCUUUGGUAAAGGCUGCUCUCCGUCUGGAGUGCUCGCAGGCCAGUGUUUUCCAGUUGUUGGUGUUUAUACUACAUUUUUUUAGAUUUGUCUUGAGAGAGUCUUUAAACCUCUUUUGUUGACCACCAGCGUUACACGUUCCAUUUUUAAGUUCGGAAUAGAGUAGUUGCUUCGGAAGACAAUAAUCGGACAGGAGAGAGGCACAAACCCACACCUCUUGUUUUUACUGUCCUGUGCAUGUGUGCCAGCCAAGCAGGGCAUGUGAGAGAGGCAAACACACAUGAGACUUUUAUAUGCUUUGCUCCUGGUUGGGGCAGGAGGGGAAUUCACGGUGCAUGAGAGCUGGGGUGAUAAUGGCACAUGGAUACACCCAUUUCCCCUAUACAAAACCCAUGAAGACCUUAUUCUUGGCUAGGCUGCCUUUCUCCCUUUGCUGCCCUUGCUCCCAACCACUCAUCUCAACCCUUUUAAAUGUUGCACGCUAUAAUACCCCCUCCCACCCUCUUUCCGGGAAGGGAUGAUGGAGAUGCAUGGCUGUCGGGUUAGAAAGUUGUAGGGGAAUAGAAUGUGUGGGAGAAGGAAAAAUCAGCCCAAGAAACCUGCAUAUAAGCCAAAAGGGGGCUGGAUAGCAAGGGCUUGCUGUGGAUCAGGAUCUGUUCGCUGCUCACCUUCGGUGAAAUCUGUUUCUUAUUUCUAAGACUUCUAUAAUGCACAGAUGAAGCUGACUAUAUUGUUUGCUAUUCCACUUAGAAAACUAAGGUUAUGUACUUUGCAAGCUUAAACUGACUUGUCAUUUCCUGCUGGCCAACAUUUCAUAUAACAAAAGUUUUUUAAAAAAAGAAAAGAAAAAGAAAAGUUUUGUCAUUUAGAGGGAUAACUUUCUAUUUGUAGCAGAUUUGCGGGGGUGGGUGUGGGUGUAUUGACUUCAUGCAGUCCUCCACUGACUGAUAUUUGUACCGUUAUGAACAGCUCAUCAUUUGUGGCCUUGGGAAGAUAGAUGUUAAUGACUGGAAGGCUAACACCAGGUUAAAACACUGCACGCCAGACAGCAACAUUGUGAAGUGGUUUUGGAAAGCCGUGGAGCUCUUUGAUGAAGAAAGGAGAGCCCGAUUACUGCAGUUUGUGACUGGGUCAUCCAGAGUACCUCUGCAGGGUUUCAAAGCAUUACAAGGUUAAAAAAAAAAAGCACAAAAGCAAAUUUCUUUUGAAUCGCUGUCCACAGUCCCAAGUUACUGCUUUUUCAAUUUUGUAACAUUUGUGAUAUAUUCAGAGUACAUUAUGAAAUGCAUAGCUAUGACUUUCCGUCAAAAGUCUUAAAUCUGUAGGCUUGUGUGUGUUUUUGUUUGGUAUGCCCGAUGCCCUGGUUUUCCAAAUGCAUCUACUAGUCCAACUACUGCAACAUUUUAUCAUAAAUAUAUUGAUAACUGUUGUUCCUGGCUCUGUGUGAUUUUCUGGCUGUUAUAAGACCUGGCAGCACAUGAUACUCAAUUCAGAAGGCCUCUUAAGUUAGCCUACCUUACAGCAUAGCUGUCAAGCAUCCCUUAUUUGGCGGGACAGUCCUUUAUCCCAGCGCCAUGUCCCGCUGCUGUCCCUUAUUGAUGAUGUCCCUUAAAUAAGCUACUGAAGGUAAUGGGGCCCUUUCCAUGUCCAGCUGUCCUUUGUCAACAACAAAUUGUUGCUGGUUUUUUGUGUUGAAUAUAUGCUGUAUGGUAAUUUAUGGACCUAAUAGGUAUCUAAAGCCAUUUGCACGCAACAGAAUAUGUAUUUUAUCAAAGUAAUUGUUGGUCCCUUAUUUUGGCUGCUGAUCCCUUAUUUUCGAGGCUGCUGGUCCCUUAUUUUCAAAUCUGUAAGUUGACAGCUAUGCCUUAGAGCUCUUGUAACAUGGUAAGGGGCAGUCAAAAGCCCUUUGCGUGUCUGUGUAUCAGAGCCAUCGUUUUCACUUACUGAAAGGAAUGGAAGGUUGGGGGUAUAUGGUUUCUAGUAUUCACUUUUCUAAUAUGUUCUAGAAAGCCUUAAAUCGGCACGUAUCAAAUUGGAGAUGUACAGGUCACACUCCAUGGAUGCUGCCUUUCUGUCUGUCACCUUCCAAAGCUUGCUUCUCUGGCCAGUCUUUUACAUGUUUUGGUUGUGCUCCAAAGUACUGGACAGUAAUGCCCAAUUUCUGAUCCAUUUGCAGGUGCUGCCGGUCCAAGACUAUUCACAAUUCACCAGAUUGAUGCUAGCACAAAUAACCUGCCAAAAGCUCACACUUGGUAAGCUUUAUAGAUGCAUUACUGUGCUCAUUCUUUUCUACAUGGAGAAUAUUGAAUUUGCAACUAAUUAGAGAAGAAAUUCAUUAAUAAUCCAGCUUCAGAAAUAGGUUACUAUGAAUAAUCUACCUGCAUAUAAUUAGCAUAUCAUCAAAACCAUUAGAAGAAAGAAAUAAGCAUUUAUGAUUUUUCUUUCUGCACGUCGUAGCCUAGUCAUCAGUAGAUUCUCUGUGCUACGUUUUUGUGGGAAACUGUUUUUUUUCCAGCAGUCUUUAUCCAUUCAUUACUUACAACACCAUGCAUGUUUUUAAUUCUUUGUCAAAACGGAUCAACAUGGGCAUAGUUCUAUUUAGAAGACAAUGUUAGCGGUGGGGGAGGUAACUGUGUUCUUUUAACUGUAGCAGCCUGCUUGAAGUAUAUUACUUAUUACUGCCAUUCAGCUUAAAUUCAGUGUGUAUAUAUUAUUGAAAGCCUAUUAAAGCUUUUGUUCUCUGCGUGCAGCUUCAAUCGAAUAGACAUUCCUCCUUAUGAAAGCUAUGAGAAGCUCUAUGAAAAGCUGCUAACCGCCAUUGAAGAAACAUGUGGGUUUGCUGUGGAAUGAACAUUUGCAGACUUACCUGGGACUGUAUUUAUACUCCGUCAAGCAGAAAAUCCUCUCCUCAGCCAUGACACAGUUAAAUGCUUGAAAUAUAGGAAACUUUUUCCCCCCACUCCCUUUUCUACUUUAGGACGAUAUGAGGGAAAGGACAAUUUUUGGAGUUCUUCAUUCAAGAAAAUGUCCUGUGGCUCCUGCCAAGGAAUCAUUCAGCUGCUAUUAAAAACAAGUAUCUUGAAUAUACAGAAUGCUGACUUUUCCUUCCUUUCAACAGCAGUAUUCUUCUCUCAAAAAGACGACUACUAUUUUUGUAAAAGGUGAUCUGAUCUAUUUGCUUACCUGAUUUCUAUUCUGACAGGUCCAAGAUAUAGCUGUCGGUACAAGUCACGUUCCAGCCUACUUAAGUAAACAUGUGAUACUGAACAGCAUCUAUACCUGCUAUUUUUUUAAAUAAAAUAUUUUGAUUAUUCUAAUUUUUUCAUAUAAUUGGCUAAGCAAACCAUAACCCUUUUAAAUUAAGGCCACUUAACGUACAAACUGUGUUUUCUUAUAGUGAAUGAUUUAAUUCUCUGUUAUGAGUUAAACUUCAAUGUUACUUGUAUAAGGAUUUUUAUAUUUCUCAAGCAUGAAUUACAGGUUUUGGCUCCUGUUUUUCUCUUGUCCAGUUUCUUUAGCAGACUCCUAGUCGGAGUUAACUUGCACUGUAUUUGGUACAGUACUUUGUGGUAAACGUGGAAACCCCCCUUUUUUAAAGCAUCUAGCAUUUUUUAAAAUGAGCGUUUUUGUAAAAAGUCAAUACUUGAGUUUUUUUUAAUUUGCUUUCCAUUUUAAAUGGAACUUGCUGCAUUUUGUAAACUCCUAAAUGUAUGUUGAUGAUAUCAACAGCCUUCUGCCAGGUCGUCAGUUCAUUUUUCAAAACUCUCUGUGGAUGUCAUACCAACCAAAGUUUUUCUGUUCCGAUACAGUGAAUCUGCAUUGUAUAUUAGUUGUUGCAAAACAAUGUUAUCAGGUUAAAACGUCUUUAUUUUAAAUGGCUUGUGGCAUAUGGGUUUGUGCUAGCUACAACUAAGGGAAAAAAUAGUGAUGCAAUGGACUUAAAAGCAGAGCUUCUGUACAUUUUGUGAUGUGCUCCAAUAAAUAGCUGACUGGAGCACCCCAGAAAUCAUCUUUGCAUUGAGGGUAAAUAUAUGCAAAAUAGUUAAAAUAAAGGGGGCACGUUUAGAUGAAAUAUAUUGCACUGUUAAUUGACAGUCAUCCAAGGAAUUAUAUAUCAAUAACUAAAGUGGUUGAGCUUGUAACUUGGGGAUAGCUCAUAAGUACACUUCUCUUCGCAAUAGUGUGUUUAGUUGCUGUGAAAAGUGCAGCUUCUCUUGCUGAAAUCAUUGCUGGCUGUUUCUGGUACGCUGGCAAGCACAGAUAUUUCUUCCUAGUUUUAUGUACCCAACUGUGUGGAGAGAAAAGCGGAACUUGCAUGUGCGAACUAGCUCUCACUGAACAACAUUGAGAACGUCUAGUGAACUGUCAGCACAGUUGUUCGGUUGCUCAUCUUCUCGUGCAAAAGCAAGGAAUGACAAACAACAGCAAGGCAUAUGGUAGUAAUUAAUCACAAGCAACCAUCUAAAACCACCCACUUUUUCUGUGCAAAUGAUCGAUCAAGAGUGCCACGUAUAUGGAGGCAACAGAUUGAAAACAGCCCUGCUUAUCUUGAAGGUUUUGUUGGAGAUGGCCUUUUUCCUUGUCUAAAAUUGGGAUAAGAGAAAGCAAGUUAAGUCAAAGGACAUUCACUAGAUGUAGAUGUGUGUAGCCUUCUCUGACUUGAAUCCGGCAGGUUGUACGUUAACAACCAGUCUUGUAGGCUCAAGAUGUAGAGAGGCGAGGAUGAAUGAUCAUUUCCAUUUGUUGCAUUGGUUCCGAAACAGCCUCGCUCCUAUGUCAUAUUGAAUUAUGAAGCAAUUACACAAAUUAGCCAUAGUAAACAUAAAUAAAAAACAGGUGGUCUGUUUAUGAGUAGAUUGUCCAGCAUUUGGAAUAGCUAGGUCUGACUUCGUCUUCCUUUGCUCAUGGACUGCAGCAGAACUGUAAGUCUCCAUUGAUUGCUCCGAGUAGACUUCAGGCGGAUUUUGGAAUGCAAGCCUAAGCCCCAGUUAGGGAAUCUGCUCUGGUUCUAGGCUGGCAGAUAUGAUCCUUUCUAUCGGAGCAGAUCCAUCUGCUUCCACUGUUCUUUCUGGUUUCAGGAAUAGCAUUGCGUUGAUUUCUCUCUACUGUUGUCUUAAAUUUAAAGGUGGCAGAAUACUGGUUUCCAUAUCCACAGCCGUGCGCGGCUACUGUUCUGCAUAUCUUUCAGGAGUUGUCAUUCUGCCUGUGCACAGAUUGAUGUAGGGCUUCUUGUUAACCAUGUUUUGUACCAGGCCUUACUUGCUGCUUGUCAGCUGUGUACUUCCUUCUCUGAAAAAUUAUCACUUGAUCCAAGAUGACAGCCUCGCCCUUACCUCAUGGGAAUAUGCCUCUUGUUCUGCAUCAGAUUGUGCUGAAUGCUGUGGCCUCCACUGAUGACCUCUGCUCACCUUAUAAUAUCUUGUAUUAUUUCAUAAGGAGAUGUAGCCUAAUAACCACAGAACGAUUAACGAGAGCCUGUGACAGACCGCAUUGACAGGUCUCCGUGAAGGAGUUUGCGUUACAGGGUUUUGAUGAGGCGGACUCGAGUCGGGUCUGAGAUCAAAACUUGAGAGCAAUUUCAUUGUCGUCCUGCGUUGUGUCCAGAGAUUCUUCCGUCAUUACAGGGCUAACUUUGCAAAAUCUGAUUCUCACUAACAGGCAAAACAAAAAACAUUUCUGCAUAUUGCUUUGACUGCUACGCUGAGCAGACUGAUGCAAAUUGAAUAUCGGGUCUCCUGAGUGCCUUCUUAUCUGCAUAACCAUUAAAAUGCUUUAAAUCACACAACCUGUCAGAAGCUUCUCUAGACCCAUUGAGUGUUGUCCCACGGCCAUGCCACUUUUCCCGUCGACAAGUGCUAAACCCAAUAUUAUGUUAAGACCUUUGGAUUUUCAACCCAGAUUUAAAUGUGAAUAUUUAUUUCCAGCUUGUCCCUCUUCCUACACGGUUUAUUUCAUCCAUCCUAAAUUUGCAUUAAGUGGUUAAGAGAGAUGCAUUAAAUGGUUAAGAGAGAUGUCACCUCACAUUUCCAUGCUUCCUUUUCAGAAAUGAAUGUUUUUUAAAUAUAGUGACUAUUUUGUAGGAUUCAGAUAUACAGUACUCAGUUGUGUUUCAGAUUUAAUUUUUAGAUGUAAAGUUUUGUAAUGGUGCUUUGUACAGUAUGUAUUCUAUUUUUUUGCACAUAGGUUCAGUUUCCCUAAACCGAUUAUAUUUUUACCAAAACGUUGUGUUGUACUGGAGUCCAGAGCACACAGGAUGUCCCCCCCAACACUACAUCUGUUAAACCUCUGGUGCAUUAAAACUGGCUGCAUUAAUGGAAGUAAAAGCGUUGCUUCUAUAUCAUACAUCAUAAUGUAGCAUGACCCCGUUGCUUCAGACUUUAAACCGCACCAUAUAGAUAACAGGUGCAGUUUGUACUUAACACAAUCUCUUUUUUAGAUUUCUGACUCUGCCAAAUUCUAAGAGCUUUGUCUAUAGCUAAAACUAGUCUAUAUUUGGUAUGAUUUUUCCUUCUUCCACAGACUGACAGGUGGGGUUUUUUGUUCUUUUUUAGUUGCAUUUCUAUUGUAUUUAUUGCAGAGUGUUUUUAGCAUUGAUAUACAUUGUAUUUUCACCAAGCUGUUACAUGAGCUUUAACAAUACAUCUGUAUAAAAUGUUUUUUUUGUUUUUUUAAAAAGUAUGUACUCAUGCAGAAGUUGAGCAAUAAAAUUGUAUGCUGUUUGCACUGUCACAGCAUCAAUGGUUUUAAAAAAA
Messenger RNA from Podarcis lilfordi (Lilford's wall lizard), 70194 nucleotides. The record is from the annotation of a GenBank genome assembly. NCBI's taxonomy places the organism in Eukaryota, Metazoa, Chordata, Lepidosauria, Squamata, Lacertidae.